GUCCAUCGCUAACUGCCGCUCCGACAUUCCCGAAGCAUCGCAACCGGUCGCGCGGUACCGAAACGUUCACUUGGUAAGGUCACACCGUAUACGGCAUUCGGCGGUACACACGAAACAUUUUCAAAUUCCUAAUUUGGAACGCGUCCGUGAAAAAUACAAAAAUCCAGUGAAUUUGAAUUUUCUAUAUCGGUGUAUUAAGUGACAGUGUUGUGGACCUUCGAACGUUGUUCCCUGUUACCGCUAUGCACAUGGUGGCGUGACACCGGGUUGACGUGACUCAAUCCGCGAGAUGUCGCAGCCGCCGGGGCGCGGGCGCGCGCGGCCCCCGGGGCCCGCCUCCCCCCUCAACUACCGUCCCCCGUCCCCAUGGGCGCCGAGCCCUCCCCCACUCAUCUCAGGACCUAGGCACUCUACAGCCAUCGUUACCCCACCACCAGUCCAUCCGUCCCCAAAACCAUUUCGACCACUCCAUUCUCCCCACACAUUACGACAGCAUUCUCCCUCACCCAGUUCUCAUUUCUCCAUCUCUCCCUACGCGAUGUCUCCGAUCUUGGGCCAGAGUCCGGAGUAUUACUACUCGUCCCCUUACGAGCCAGUGCGGGAGUACGACUACGCGGGCGUGCCGCUGGAGCCGCCUCCGCCGCCGCGGCCCAUGAUAUACGAGGAGGACGAGGAGGAGCGAGGACCCUCCACCGCGGAGAUCAUCGCCCAGCAGUCACAGGAAGGCUACGUGGACGAGAAGCUAGCAGAGUAUCAGGCCACGAUUCAGUUAUUGCAAGAUGAACAAGAAAGAGUACAAAAGAAAACUUUCGUCAAUUGGAUCAAUUCACAUUUGUCGAAGCGCAUCCCACCUCUGCACAUAGUGGACCUCAUUCACGACCUUCGCGAUGGAACCAAACUACUGGCGCUGCUCGAAGUGCUGUCUGGGGAGAAACUGCCCAUGGAACGCGGCCGAGUCCUCCGACGCCCGCACUUCCUGUCGAACGCGAACACGGCGCUACGCUUCCUCGCCGGCAAGCGCAUCAAGCUGGUGAACAUCAACGCCGCCGACCUGGUGGACGGCCGGCCGGCGGUCGUGCUCGGACUUAUCUGGACCAUCAUCCUCUAUUUCCAGAUUGAGGAGAACAGCCGGGCACUAGAGUACCUCGGUGGGUCACGAUGUGCUUCAGUCAUGUCGCACGAGUCGGGGGCGGCCACCCCGACUCAGCGCGCUGAAGACAAGUGGAAGCAAGGCGCUAAGAAGACUCUGCUGCAGUGGGUCGCCAAUGCUUUGCCGAAGGACUCUAACAUCCAAGUGACAGAUUUCGGUCCAUCUUGGCGCGAUGGUGUCGCAUUCCUUGCGAUCAUCGACGCCAUCAAGGCGAAUCUGAUCAACUUGGCCGAGAUGAAGCGAAAGACAAACAGACAGCGUUUAGAACACGCGUUCGAAGUAGCCGAGUCGAAACUUGGCAUCGCCAAGCUAUUGGAUGCCGAGGAUGUGGACGUCGACAAGCCUGAUGAAAGGUCCAUCAUGACAUAUGUAGCCCAGUUCCUGCAUAAAUAUCCUGAACCCAAGACGACAGGACCGGAUGCCGUAGCGGCAGUGCAAGAGGAAUACGAAUCUCUUAGAAUGUGGUUGACGGAGCGCGUCACCACAGUUCAAAGGCAAUACGACUCGCGAACACUCUCGCGAAACUACGAAGACUACGUGCGAGCCGAAGGCGAAAGGCUCGCCCGAGAACCUAUUUACCAGAAAUUAGAAAAACUCAUGUAUACCCAAAGCUUAGUUGCGAUCGCGCCCAAGUCAUGGCGCGAACUCGUCUCCUUGUGGAUAGAAUUAGAAAGACUGCACAGAAGAUGGUUGUGGCUUCUAGACUCAGACCUACCAGGAGACUUUAGAAAUGUCGGCGAAUGGUUAGCGAGGGCCGAAUACCUUUUAUACUUUGAUGAAAUCCCCACUAGCUUAGACGAAAGAACCGCUGCUAUAAUCAGCGAAAAAUUAGAGGAACAUAGUGCGUUCUUUGCGGGAAUACCCGAAGUAAUCGACAGAUUUGAAGCAGCACUAAGAUCACCUGACGCUGCUAGAAUUCCAGGCGAAAGGUUACAUGAUUUGAAGGAGCGGCUCGAGACAGUCAGUCGAAGAGCACCACAGAGGAAAGCCAGAUUAAAGUACUUGGAACACAAAUGUUGUAUUGUAGCCUUCACAGAGUUGACUAAAGCUAAACUUGCCGCGUGGACCGGCAAGUAUGGUCGCAUCGACCACGUACGUGCCUUAUUAGAAGAUUAUGAUAAUUUCGUAACUAAGAAUAAGAUUUUCCAGGAAUUCGAUAGAGCUUACGUUGAUAUUAAGCAAGUAGCGGAAGAGUACAAGAGGGUGUGUGAAGUAGAUAGAGCUGAAGCUAGAGAUAUCGAUACCUUCUUGAAGGAGGUGGCAGAGACUUGGCGGCGCGUGUCCUCUGACGUAAGGUGCGCCCGCAGUGUGCUGGAGGAGGUGAUCGCUCACUGGGAGCGGUGGAACACGCUCGCUGAUGACUUCACCUCCUGGCUGGACAAGGCCCAGCACAUGCUGAGAGUGUCCGAAGACGAGAGAUUAGAGUUCUUCCAAGACCUCACUGUUUGGAAGGAGAAACACCAACUUUUGGGCGAUGCUGCUGGAUUCUUGGCUGCGACUUGCUCAGAGGACAUCAGCCAAGAAAUCAAGAGGAAAUAUGUGGAGAUCACUGAACGAUGGGAGAGAGUUUGGGAAGAAGCUGAACGUUACGUCCGUGGUGGCGAUGCUCUUCGCAACCGCCGCGAGUUGAGCGCUGGCGUUCGCGCCCUGGACGCUUGGCUCGCUAGCGCUGACUCCUUGCUUGCGCGUCAGCCUCGCGCCCACACCGCGCACAUACAGGAGUACAUCGACCAGUUACUCCAUCUCAACUCUGAGAUUGAACACCAUGAAGAGUUGUUCAAGACUAUCAGCAGAACCUUCCAAAACGCAAUCGCAGAGAUGCCCCGUGAUGAGGUAGAAGCAAACAUGGCGAAGCUGAAACAACAAAAGGAAGCGCUAGUCCGCGUCCGCGCGACGGUACCGGUCAAGUUGCAUCAAUACAGGCAGCUGCUAGUCCAGCACGAGUCGCUGGAGAGCGGGCAGAAGGAGAUCGGCUCCUGGCUGGACAAGGCUGAAGAGGCACUCAGGACAGGAGGAGAAACCAGGCGUGAGGUUAUCUCAGAGCGUUAUGAGAUCCACCGCACGUUCUUCUCCCGCACCACGUACUACCGGUCCAUGUUGGAGAGCAAGAACAAGGUCUUCCAGAACAUCGUGAAGGCAGCUGACGCCGACAAGAGCGCUGACGUCACAGAACAAGUCAGACUCAUGAGGGAUCUUAAUGAGAGGUUUGCUCACGUAUCAUCGGAAGCUACACGCCGAGAAGCAGAUCUCCAGCGCUUAGUCCGAGCCUGGGAAGAGUUCGAAACCAAGAAGCGCGCUGUAGAAGAGUGGGCUUCAAGAGCCGAGGCCUUAUUGGCUGACAACAGAGUUGACUCGAAGCAGGCUGUGGACUUCCAUAAGAGAUUCUUCCAGGGAGCUGAUGAGAGGGCUGUCUCUGAAUUAGUUCGAUCAGGCCGCGAGCUUAUUGAGCUCGUCAGUGAGGACGAGCGUCCCCGCGUAGUGCAGACAGUGGAGCAGCUGCAGCAGCGCUGGCGCUCGCUCCUGGACCGCGCGCCGCCGCACCUCAUGCGGCUGGAGUUCCGCCUCGACGAGGCCGUCUUCCAGCACUGCAUCAAGGAUAUUGAGAAGGAAAUCGUCUAUGAAGAACAGGCAUACAAUCAAAGCGACGACGCUGAUGGAAUACUCAUCCGAAACGAGGAGUACUUCCGCAACCAAGGCAAGAUCAUGCAAGUGGAGCAUUGCCUUCAGAACCUCCACAAGAUUGCCACCAGCUACACACAUCAAACUAAUGACACGUCUUUGGAAGAGUCUGUUAGGAAGUGUGAGCAAAUGUGGGAGUCUACAGUUCACAGGGUGGAACACUUCAGACAGCAGUUGCAGAGGAUCCCGGCGAAGUGGGAUGCUUACAGAGAGAAGUUUAGGGAGAUGGAGCGGUGGAUGGACCACGUGGACAAGACCAUGGACAGCAUCGUCAGGGAAGUGGACUCUGCUGAGGCUUUUGAAAGAGAGAAGACUAUCUUCCAGAAUAUCUGCCGUGAAGCUGACAAGAAACGCGAGGACAUGAAAUGGCUCGUCCAAACUCUGGACAUGCUCACAAACCAUUGCUCAGAACAAGAAGCUCAAGAGGAGCAAAUUAAACUUGAAAACCUCAUCGCAAGGUACAAGAACCUGAUCCCAACUAUUGAAAUUACUAUGAUUAAGACUGAGACGUACACAAGAUGCUAUACUUACCGCCGUGAAGUACACGAAGUUAUAUGCAUACUUGAAACAGCUAAAGAACAAGCCAUGGUUGAACCAGAACCGCAGUCUCUUCAACAUGUUGAGCAACUUGUUCUCGAACAACAGGCUGCUGUACAGAAGCUUGACCGCCACCGACCUUCAGUCAUGUCAAUGUUACAACGAGGCAAGGACCUCAUCAAGGAUGCAAAUGCGCCCGCAUUUGUUAGAGAAGACGUAAGGAACCUUGAAUCCGGCUGGAAUACAGCCUACGAGACUUCUACUGACCGUCUCCACAAACUGCGUGAUACGCAGAAGGUCUGGUCUAACUACGAAUACCAGAAGGAGGAGCUGCUCUCAGACCUUGACAAGAUUGAGGGUUACAUCGCUCACCCAGGCCUUGAACUUGGUGUGACCAACAUUGGUCGUGAACUCCAAGAAACACGAACACUCAAAACUGAUAUUGAAAAGGCGAAGACAGAGCGGUUCCCACAGCUGCAACAAGCCUACUCUGAACUGCGUACGCUUACAGCUGACAAACCCAAACCAGUUAUUGAGAAAGACUUGGAAACUAUCGGACGUAAACUUGAUAGAGUAGAAGAUGAAGUCGACUCUAAAGUGGAACACCUUGAAAAGUUCAAUGAAGAAUGGGUUAAAAUUGAACAUAAACUUGAACAUGUCAGAGAAUGGAUUAAGAAAGAAAGUCCAGUUCUUAUCCAACAAAUUCGUUCAGAAAAUAUAACCCCUGAAGAACGAGUCAUCAAGUCUCAAUCAUUACAAAAAGUAAUUGCAGAGAAGCUCGAUAUCGUGCGAAGUGUUGCCGACCAAGGAACCAAGUUGGCCGUCGAACACCGUGUCCAGGAUGCAAACAGACUAAAAAGUGAGGUUGCGUUGCUGGAGAAGAUGAUGGCUGAUCUUCAACGGUCCACUGAACACCAAACUAAAGUUGUUGAACAUGACUUGGCAAGCUGGCAGAAGUACCAGAAAGGAGUUGCUGAAAUCAAACCUUGGAUCGAAGAAGCUGAGCUGAAGUUGGGUAACGUUCCUAAGCCUGCAACAUUACCCGAAGCCCAGCAACUGCAACAACAAUCGAAGGCAUUAGUUACUGACUGUGACAAACAGCUGAUGAACUUGCAAAUCUUAUCCAGCGUCAGCCACCAACUAUCAGGCAAAACAAGUGCACCUGAUGAAGUCGAUGCCAUCCACUCUAGAUGGGCUGUAGUACAUGACUUAGCUGACCAAUGGAACAACAAAUUAGAUAAACUCGUUACUAACUGGGAGAACUUUGAACGCGAAGCUGAGAAGUUAGAAUCAUGGAUAGAAAAUGGCGAAAAACUUCUGAGCAGUCGAAGUGUAUCCAUUGACUCGCCACAGGUCGAAAAAUUAGAUAGGGAGUUGAACAAACUCAAAUCUUUCGGAAAUGAAAUCUCACAACAACAAGCUAAAAUUAUUAGUUUGUCACAAACUUGUGAUAAUAUUUGCCAUAACAUUCAACCUGAAGGUGCUACGUUACUAAAGAACAAAGUAUCUGACAUUAAACAGCGCACCAAUGAUUUGGCUGAAACAGUGAGGGCCAGAGUCAACGAGCUCUCAGACAAAAUAAUAGUGAGGCAGGAAUUCAUGACCAAGUUACACAACUUUGACAAUUGGAUUACAGACUUUAGAAGAAAGACAGAAAGCUACGACCAAAUCGCAGCGGACAAAGUUGAGCCUACAUUACAAUCGAUGCAUGUUUUGUUACAAGAACAUGCUGCCAAAGCUCCCGAAUUCACAGAUAUUUACAAUGAAAUCAAGAAUAUGACACUGGCUUCACACCCCGAUGAGUCUCGGUCGUUAAGUGAAACUUACUCCAACAUCGCUCAACAUUAUCAGAUCAUUGAAAAUAAUAUUCAGCAGAACAAGGCAGUGCUACAGAAAUGGUCUGACCUCCUUAACUGGUAUGAUGAGUCCAAACAGCAACUUAAUCACAUUCAAUACCAGAUUGAAGGUCCUAAACUAACACCAGAAAGUUAUGAAAUCUUAAGGCAAGAACUGGUGAAUGUUAUUACCAAAAUUCCGGAAUGGAAGAGUAACGUCGCCUUACUGGAUGGUCCUUCACGAGUGAAGGUAACUGACCAAAACACUGGCCGAAUCAUGUCACCCACAAGUAUCGUUAAGGAAAUUGAAGCUAAAGCAGAAGCUUUACUAAACCAAGUGACAAACAAGAGAGAUCUAGUUCAGAAGGUUGGUGCUAGAUGGGACAAAUUCAAUAUUCAACACAAUGCGUUGUCGGAAGUGUUACAUAACGUGCAAGCUGCUCUUAACGAAAUGUCACAGAAGACUGUUCCUUUAACUGAAGCUACAAUUCAAGAUAUGACGGAACAAUUAGACAAAAUUGAUGCUGAAAUGAGAGAAAAGCAGUCUAUAAGGAAGGAAUUAAGAGAAGAAGGGUUACACUUGAUGAGAGAAGAUCAGCCGAACAUGGGCACCAUCCAAAAUGCCCUCUCUACUGCUGAUAAUAACUGGGACCAAAUUGUGAACGCUGUGCGUGAUACUAAGAACAAGUACAUUUUCCUGUCAUCAACGCUACACGAAUUGAAGAACUUUACCGUUGCCUUUGAUAGGGAAAUGAGUAGAGCUGAACAACUGUACAAUGACUGCAAAGAUGCACCCAAUGAUUACGUUCAAACUGGUCAGGCCUUGGAGAAGGCCAAGAAGUCGUAUGAAAUACUUAAGAGAUCAAAAGGUCUUUUAGACCAAAUGGAUGUUAUUAAGCAAUCAAUCCUUAAACAGGCGUCGACAUUAGGAGGCUUCGACACAAGUCCGCUUGAAGAGGCCUUCUUAACAUCUCAAACCCACUGGGAGAAGGUAAACGACGCAGUCAUCAAGAGAAUACAGGACCUUGAGUCACAACUUAUUGUUUGGAGGCAAAUUGAUGACACAAAGAAUCAAGUCAUUACCUGGCUUAGUGAGACUGGUCAAAACUUAGCCAAUGCUUGCGACAAUUUAGAAAUUAGAUUUGGACAAAGUCAUCUGACAAAAUACAAAGAAGAACUACCAAUCUAUACAGGACUGAAGAACAGCAUUAAGGCAAAAUGUGAACAGAUUACAAAUCUGAAUAAAAGCAUCCCAGUGGGCCAAGUGUCGUCAAUAAUUGAUUACUUAGAUAAGGAGUUUGCUUCUCUACAGUCAUUGGCUGAUAACUUAGAGAGUGCUGUAUGUUCGCUUGGUACUAAAGAAAAUAAACUAAAGGAACAUAUCAAACGCCUUUCUGAUAGUGUAAGCAAAAUCCGUGAUGACAUUAUUAAGUGUGACGAUAUGACUGGCGAUAACGCGAAGAUUCUCGAUCGUCUAAAGAAAUGUCAAGCAUGCAAAGCAGAGCUUCAAAACUUAAGCGAAGAAAUUGACAAUUUGUCUAUGAAUGUUUCAGAAAUGAACGACAAUUAUCCAGGUUUCUAUGAAUCAUUAGUUCCCAAGGAGCUGAGCACUUUACAGAAAAGAUUUGAGAGCGUUUUAGUACAUGCAAACAAAACUGAAAUUACUUUGUUGACGUUCUUGCAAAAGCUCUUCACUGAUAAACUAGCAAUGUUCAACAGAAACCUUAAGAUCUUGGACGACAAAACAAGGUGGUGUAUGCCUGAUGUCACGAGCGAUAAGUACAACUUGGAGGUUAAGAGUGCUGCUCUUCUAGACGUAGAAAAUGGCAUCGCUGAUUGUAAGAGUAGGAUCACAGAAUUACAAGAAGCUCGCGAUAUUCUUAAAGUUGUAGCCGAGCCUGCUUGUGCUCAAGAAGCGGCACAGCAGACAGAGAAAGCUCAAAAGAAUCUUGACGUCCUUACCGCUAACUACGAUGAAAUCAAGAACAGACUUAAAGAAAAUAUCGACGCUUGGCAAGAAUAUGAAGUACUUCUGGAUAGUGUUUCAGAAUGGUUAAAAGAAAAAGAAAACAAAGUUAGACAAGAAGCUGCUAACUUACUCACUCUUGAUGAAAUUGACGCUAAAAUAGCUGAAGUUGAGCAUCUAAAUCAAGAAAUUAAAGAAUACGGCGGUGAAGUCGGUAAACUUACGGAGAUCGGAGAAAAGAUCUUAUCUCGUAACCCUGACUCUCGUGUCUUACAACACAUAAACCACUUAGUCACCAGAUAUCAAACCGUUGGCAAGUUUAUGGAUAGCCACCUGAACAGGCUUAAAGAUCUAAAAGACAACAAAGGAAAGUAUGAUAAAUCGAUCAAAGAAUUCAAGGACUGGCUACAAGAUGCUAACGCUAGUAUCAAAGACUUGGCAGCAAUGAGCAAACACGCUAAGCCUUCGCCAGCUGAUCUUGCUCAAGUCAAAAAACUUAACGAAAAUAAAGAAAUCGGUCAAAGACUUCUAAACAACGCAAUCGAAUCAGGUGAAGCCCUUUUCAGUGGCAUCACUCCUGAGGGACGUGAACAAGUUCGUAAUGAACUAAGAGCUUUGAGAGAUUACUUCGAAGACUCAGUCGAUUCUCUUAACAAUGUAAUCAAGGACAUUGAAACAACUAUUAACAAGAGAUCAUCAUUUGAUGAUACAUUUAACCAAGUUCAAAAAUGGAUCAGUGAUAAGGAAAAGGAUCUUGGUGAGUUUAAGCUUUGCCCGACUUUACCUGAAAAGAAAGCUCAACUUCACGCAAACAAGAUAUUACACCAAGAAGUUGAGCUCCACCAAUCUAUGAUUUCACAGUUGACUGAAAAGAUCAAGCUGAUGCCUGACGAAGAAGCUGAGAAGAGUCUUUCAAAAACCAUCGAGAGGUACAGGGAUAUGUCUAAAGAACUUGAAAAGAGGAUAUCCACAUGUGAAGGCCACGUUGCCGAACAUGAAAGAUACGUUCAAAUGUUUGAAGACGUCCGCGAUCGUCUUAACCACAUUGUUGCUGAGAAUAGCAUGCUGAACUACGGAGCUGUUACUCAGAAAGAUGACGUGGAUGCCAAAAUUGCUGCCAUUGAGAAAGUUACAAUCAAAGCCAGAGAUAUCCAAACUGCUCUGGGUGGUCUUAAGAUGCAGUUAGAUACUGUCAUCGAAUCAACAAGUCCUAACGGACAUCCUGUACUCAUUAGUGAGUACGAACAGCUCAAGGUUACAUGGGACCAAUUAGCAACGCAAUGUAAGGAACAGGAUAAGAAACUUAAAGAUACUUUGAAACAAUGGACUGAAAGUCAAAAGACAUUGGAUGAACUGGAAGAGUGGUUAAAGGUUAAAGAAAACCAGGUCAGAGAUCAAAGUCUUAAGAGCAAUCUGGAAUCUAAAAUUGCUCAUUUGCAGAAAGUCAAAGAAAUCCAGGCCGAACUCUCUGCAAGAAGUGCUGAUUUUGCUGCAUUGACUGAUACUAAGCAAAAUGUGGCCACAGAGUCUGAACUUACCAAUAAGACUUCCAAAUUGGCUACACGUUAUCACACACUUAACAAUCUUGUGAAUGAAAUUAUUUCCAAGUAUGAAGUUUUCGUAUCAGAACACCAAACAUUCGAAAAUGAAUAUACCAACAUGGAAAAUUGGCUUAUGGGAAUGCUCGGCGAAUUACAAGAUCUUAAUGAGAUUGUAGGAGAUUAUGCGGUCUUACAAGAAAAACAAAAUAAGGCUAAAGAGCUUUAUGAGACAAGAAACAAGAAGACUCCUGCUUUCGAGGAAUUCUUGAGCCUGGGCGAAAAGUUGUACACACAUACUAGCCCUGACGGCAGAGAAGUUAUUCGUCAAAAGAUCCGCAAGAUUAGAACGUUGUGGGACAGCUUUGGCGACAGCUUCCAGGAAACUGUCAACAAGUUAGAUCAAUGCCUCUUACAAUUCUCAGACUUCAGUCUAGCUCAAGAACAACUGACUAAAUGGCUGAAGGAUGUUGAAAGAGCAAUGCAGCGCCACACCGAGCUUAAAGCUUCACUGGAAGAGAAGAAGGCACAAUUGCAGAACCACAAGAUAAUGCACCAAGAAAUAAUGACACAUCAACAGUUAGUUGAAUCGGUUUGUGACAAAGCUCAGCAGCUCGUCGAUCAAACUCAUGACGCGUCCCUAAACGUUUAUCUACAAUCAAUCAAACAAUUGUUCCAAAACAUUGUCACUAAAUCACAGAAUCUCCAAGACAACUUGGAAGACUGUGUAAAGAGGCACGAAGAUCUAGUGCGGUUGAUUCAACAAUACAAAGAAUGGCUAGGUUCACAGUCUGAAAAACUUCUUGACAUAGAAAACGCGACUGGUGAAAAACCCGAAAUAAUAAGGAAACUACAGUCUGCAGUUGCCUUGAAGGAUAUUGAAAAAGUUGGCUCAAGCAAACUUGAUGAAAUAAGAGCAGUGUUUGCAAAUGUCAGUAAGAGCACAUCCGAAGCUGGCAACACAGCUAUCAAGGCAGAAAUUGACAACUUACACGACCAGCUUCGUAACGCUGUUGAAAGUAUUGGAGCUUCAGAACAAAAACUCAAGCACACAUUGGACAUUUGGAACAAGUUCGAUUCAUCAAUAGAAUCAAUCACAGAAUGGCUUAAAGACAUGGAAUCAAAAUGCCGUGACCAAAGUCUUUGCUCAACCCUUAAUGACAAAGAAGCUCAGUUACAGCGAUAUGUUGAUCUUCGUAAUAGCAUCAAUGCUAAGGAGAAGGAGAUCGACGCGUUCGUAGAUGAAUCACACAGCCUUAUCCAACUCAGUGGUACUGAACGACUUAAACCCCUUGUGACGCAAGUCAGCAGCCGUUACCAACAGCUACAUCUGAUUUCUAAAGAAAUUGUUAACCACUGGUCAGAAUUGGUUGGCGAUCACAGAAAAUAUGUCCAACUACGUAGUGAAUUUGACGCUUGGCUAAAACCAUUAGAAGAACAACUAUCUCAAAUGGUAACCAAAGAAGACAAAUUAAGUAUUGAGAGCAAAGGCAACAAGCUUCAAGUGUUUUUAAUGGAGAGAGAAAACGGCGAACACAAGAUUGGUAUACUGACCACAGCCGGUGACAAAGUACUGCCUGAGACAGCAGCAAACGGCAGAGAAAACAUUCGUGCCGAAAUAAGAGCCCUGAGGGAAAGAUGGGACAAACUUAACGACACAAUUCUUCAACAACAGAAAGAAUACGAGUCUCAGACUUUACAAUGGUCAAGCUACCAAGAUGUUUUGCAACAAACUUUAUCUUGGCUUGACGAGAAAGAAAAAAUAGUGGACGGUGAAGAAAAGGCUGUACUUAAUUCAGCUCAAGAGAUUAAGUCCAAAUUACUCAAGAAUAAGACUUUGUUGCAAGAAAUAUAUUCACACAAGAGGGUUAUAGAAACUGUCACAGAGAAGGCGAAGAGUGUUUCUGCCACUUUGCACUCAGGAAAGGGAGAGAGCGAUGAAAUGGCUGCUAUCAUAAAAUCUGUGUGGGACCGAUACAACGCCUUGACAAACAGAUUGACGGGCAUCAUCGAUAAACAUGAAAGCACAUUUGACAUUUACCAACAAUUCGCUGAUCAACAGAAGUCACUACAAGAUUACCAAAAGCAUCUUUGGGAUCGUCUUCACUUGUUGUCAGAUUUCACUGGCAACAAAGCUGCUUUACAAAGCAAAUUGGCUAAAAUCCAGGAACUACUUGAUGCGAUCCCAACUGGAAACAACAAAUUGAAGAUGUUGUCUGACUUGAUUGAGAAAAAUAACGCAAGACUUUCGCCGAGAGGUAGAGAUGGCAUGUCCAGAGAACUGAGCCUUCUCAGAGCAGAUUUGGAAAAAUUCACUGCAACUGUUCAUGAUGUGAAACGUGGUAUUGAAGACAAAAUACAGCAAUGGAUCGAGUUUGACAGCGCCAACGACCGUCUCCAACAUUGGCUGAGUGACACCGAGAUGAGCUUGAAGACAUACACUCCUAAGGCAACCCUAGACGAAAAGGUGGAUCAACUGAACAAAUAUCAGGCUAUCUUGGCUAACUUGAAGAAGACUGAGAACGAUGUUGACAAAUUAACAGACGAGUUCAGUGAUCUUAUUGAAAACUGCAACGAUACUAGGAUCACAAUGAACUUACAACAAAUGACAUCAAGGUUCCAAUCAGUACAGUCAACUGCAAAGGAGCUUGUUAAGAAAUGCGAGCAAGCCGUCAAUGACCACAACGCUUAUCAAGAAAAGUACAACCAGUGCAAUGAUUGGUUGAAGGCUGCUCAACUCAAAUUCGACGAGUGCAAAGAAAACUUGUCUAACACACCUGAAGGCAUUAGUGCUAAGCGAGAAAGCCUUAACGACCUGCUUAGUCAGAGACGUAACGCUACACUCCUCGUUAACAAUACUUUUGAACUUGGAGAAAAGUUAUAUCCCUCUACAUCGCCUGAAGGAAAAGAGAUAAUAGAACAACAGUUGCAUGAAAUUCAACAAGCCAUUGACAAUUUGUAUGAUAAUAUCACUAAAGCUGAGCGGGACCUUGAUUCAGAGCUCAACAAGUGGUCGUCGUUCGAAGACAACCUUAAAUCAGUACAGAAAUGGUUGUCUACGGCUGAGAAGAGCCUUCCAAAGGAUAUAGAACUAAAAGCUACUUUGGAUGAAAAGCGUAACCAAUUGAACGUUUACAGAACAUUCUUGCAAGACGCUAUUACUCAUCAACAAGAUAUCGUAGACUUGGAGUCUCGUGCCCAGAGUCUUCCUGAUGUGAGCAAGGACAUUUCAAAGGAAAUAAACCAACUUAAACAAAGGCAUGAUACUAUUCUGGCGAGAGCUAAAUCGUUUGUCGAACAAUAUGAAGCUAUUGUUAACAACCACCAGCAGUACACUAAAGCCGUUAAAGAGCUUGAAGAAUGGGUUGAAGCGACGCAUAACACAGCCCAAUUAUGGGGCGAUGUCAAUCUUGAACGCGUAGCCCUAAGCAGUAACUGUGAAAAACUUAAGUCCCUACAGUUGAACCUUCCUGAAGAAAAGAACCGUAUCGACAAAAUUCGAUCACUGGGAGAGAAGGUCCUACCUGGUACUAUUAGCAACGGACAAGCAAAUAUUAGAAACCAAAUUGAUGCUUCACACCAAGAAUGGGAAGGCCUGGUAUCAUUUAUUAAUAAGACUAUCGAGUCAUUGGAAAGCAAGAUCCAACAAUGGAAUGAAUACGAGAACAUGAAAGACCAAUGUUUGGCAUGGAUAAGAAACACAGACAACCAAAUACAUGCCGUCGACUUAAAGGCCACUUUACCAGAGAAGCAAGAACAGUUUAAGAAGUUCCAGGAGUUGCAAGGUGAAGUGCGUGCUAAAGAGCUAGAGAUCGACAACAUCACAGAAAAGGCUCAACACUUGCACACCAGUGUAUUUGGACCGCGUGCAUCUCAAAUAUCAGAUCUAUCUGUGAAGUAUCAAACUCUUUCACAAAAGGUUAAAGAUCUAACGAACAGAUGGCAGCAAUACGUGAAGACUCACCAGGAGUUUGCCAGCAAUGUUACUGAGUGCUCCCAAUGGAUUGAAGAGUUGAGAGACAAGCUUGACUUCUGCGCUGAUUUGAGUUCUUGCUCACAGGAUGACCUUGAAACUAAAUUAGUCCUUAUUCAAAACUUGUUACUUACUAAGGAUGAAGGUUUCACUAAAGUACAGUCUCUUGUAGAGCUAGCGCAAAACGUAAUGGCUAAUACUGCUCCUGCGGGUCACGAAGCAAUUAACAACUCAUUAGUUGCCCUACAAGAACAGUGGUCAGCGUUGUUGUCCAGAAUGAUUGAAACCAAAAAUAUGUUGGAUGAUUCUGUUACAAAAUGGGCAGGAUUCCUUGAACAGAUACAAUUGAUUGAAAAGAGCAACACUUACCUUGAGAACAUGUUGGCUGAAUUGACUCCAUUUGAGACUACGAUGACUGACAAAAGAGCGCAACUUGAGAAACUCAAGGAAGUUGAAGAGAAGGCCCGUUGCGACCGUUUAGACGUUGAUACAUUAAAAGCUAAAGCAGCCGAAAUGAUUGCUAGUGGCCAACAAAACCAGGCUGCAUCAAAGGCUCAACAAACAUUGAACAAGUUCGACAACCUGUAUGAUAAGGUUAAAAAACUGCUUGCUGACCGUGAAGAACAGUACAAGGACCAUAGAUUGUAUAAGGAAGCUCACGAUGAGCUCAUUCAAUGGUUAAGUAGAGCCAGAGAAAAGGUUCCUUCAUUAAAAUCGAAACCAUUGAGUGAUAAACUGGCUAUUGAAAAUUCCGUAGCUCCUCUUGAUGCUUUGAUCAACAAACAAGCUCAGGGAGAAUUAUUGCUUGAACAUCUGCAACAUACUGGCGAAGUUCUUCUAGCAAGCACAUCCUCCGAAGGACAAACUAUUAUCAAAAACGAAAUGAAAGCCUUAAAAGAAAGUUUCGAUGACCUAUUCAAUGAAAUUAAGCAACAGAAGGGUAAAUUAGAAGAAACUGUCAACCAAUGGCGUGAAUACAAAGAUGAGUACGAAAGAUUGUCUGAUUGGUUACAACAAAAAGAAAUCCUCAUUAAGAACCAGAAGUUGGCACUGCUAGGCACUGCUAAAGAAAAAGGAGCUCAAGUCAACGAGGUCAAAGAAAUUGUUGACCAGUUAAAUAAGGGUAAAGCAGAUAUUGACAAGUUCAAUGCUUCAGCUUCUGGCCUUUUGUCUUCUCACUUGGACACUUAUGUAAACAACCAGCUGCGUCACCUUAACUCAAGGUACCAAGUUCUAGUGAACAUGGCUAACGAUGUCCUUAAGAAAGUUGAAACAAACUACGAGCAACACCAGACCUAUGACGAUAAUUAUGCUAAGACCAAGAAAUGGAUUGAUGACGCUUGGGAAAUAACACGCAGUGGCAGUGAAGCUGGCAGCAACAGCAGUAAGGAAGCCCUGCAGAAGCGUCUAGAACAAAUCGAGGACUUACUUAAACGUCGUGAAGAAGGGCAGAAUCUAGUACACGCUACAGUUAACAGUGGAGAGAAAGUCCUCAGAAACACAAGGUCUGAUGGAAAGGACAAGAUCAACACCGAACUAAAAGAACUUCAGAACGAGUGGGAUCGUCUAGUGAAGAAGAUGACAACGGCUAAAGUUCAUCUCGAAACAGCCCUACUCCAAUGGGCUGAUUACAGUUCCAGUUAUUCACAACUCCAGCAAUGGAUAUCCGACAGAGAAGCAAAACUACAAGAAGUGUGUGAACAAAAAGUCGCCAAAUCCAAGAAAGGUCAAGACCGUCUUGCCGGUCUUACGGCUGGUCUUAGCCUUGGCGAGAGAAAAGCCACACUCCGUCAAACAAACAAUAUUGUGCAAGAUAUCGUUUCGUUUGAACCCAUGAUUCAGUCUGUAACUUCUAAGGCUUCAGAACUUAUGCAACAAGCUCCGGCAUCUGAAAUCACCAGCAAAUACGAGACUCUUUCUAAACAAGCCAAAGACUUGUACGAGAAACAGAAAGAGACUGUUGAACAACACCAAGCAUUUAUUAACGCUGGUGCAGACUUUGUCCAAUGGAUUAGAGCUGCCAAGGAGAGGUUAGGAAAGUGCUCUGAUGCUACCGGAGAUAAAGAAUCCUUGAGCAGUAAGAUAUCGCAACUCAAAGUGUUGGAGAGCGAACUGCCCGAAGGACAAGCUAAACUACAAAAGGCUUUGGAACAAGGUGAAAUAUCUUGUGGCUUAGCUGAUGAUGAAGAUAGAGAAGAAAUUGAAGAGGAAGUAGCUCUUAUGCAAGAAGAGUACGAUACCUACGUGGAACAACUUAACAACACUAAAGCUCUGAUCGAGGGUGGUAUCGUCAAGUGGACUGAAUACGAAGAGCAGUACAAGGAAGCCUUAGAUUGGUUGUCAAAGACUGAGAAAUUAGUGCAAUCCUUCAAUAAAUUACAGAAUAACUUGGAACAGAAGAAAGUUGUUCUUGAGGAGUUCCAAGAACAUCUUCAAACUCUAUUUGACUGGCAAGCAGAGCUGGAUAAGCUGAAUGUGCGCGCCCAGACCUUACUGGAGACCUGCGCCGAUACCAGGAUCUCUAAUGGUAUCACUCAACUCACCACCAAGUACAACGCUCUGCUAUCGCUGGCCAAGGAGGUUAUGAAGAGACUUGAACUCCAUUAUCAGGAACACCAACAGCACAAUGCUCUGUACGGCGAAUGUCAAGACUGGCUUGACAGGACUCGAGAGAAACUCAACCAAUGUGCUGAAAUACCUAACAAUUUGCCCGAAGUGAACAGCAAACUAAACACAGUAAAGCUAUUACGUCAAUCAUUGGAGCAAGGCCAGAACAAACUGAGAUACCUUCUAGAGCUUAAAGAGAAGGUGAUCAUGAACACUGAACAGACAGGAGCUGCCAAGAUACAAGAGGAUACUGACAACUUGAAACAGGAGUUUGAUAAACUGAUAGCAGACCUGCAAGACGUCAGAAAUAAACUGACGAACAGAGCGGCUCAGUUUGAUGAUAUUUCUAAGAUCCACAAACUCCUGGUGGAAUGGUUGGACGACAUCGACCAGAAGAUCCAAUCAGACGACUCUCUUCUCAACGAUCUCUCUGAGAAGAAGGCCAAGUUGGAGAAGUUCAAGACAUUUAACAGAGACAUCGAUUCUCACAAUGAUCUUGUUAAGAGAUUAAACGAGAAGUUGAAAGAAGACUCCUCGCUCAAAUCAAAGGAUAUUGUGGACACGUUGAAACGUUAUGACGGUAUCAGGAAGACUGUCAAUGAAAUGAUUACUAAACUGGAAGACUACGUGAACUCACACAUCCAAUACAAAGAAUCCUACGACAACUUCUACGACUGGAUCAGGAACUGCAAAAUCGAAAUUCAGCAGUGCUCUGACUCCCACGGUGAGAAGGAUUCGGUACAAAAGAAACUUCAAAAAGUCAACAAAAUCAUUGAGUCUCUGCCUAAAGGAGCCGCUUUAUUAGAAAAGGCAAUAAGCUUAAGCAAUGCCGUACUUGAAACUACUGGCAAUGAGGGAAAAGACAACAUCAAUCAAGAAAUUAAACAACUCAAGAUUGAAUGGGAGAACCUUCAACAGAUUUGCAAAGACACGAAGAAACUGUUAGAAAAAUGUAUCGCCGCGUGGUCUGACUACUUGGAAACAUCUGAGAAGAUGAGCAAAUGGGUGAAAGAGUUUGAUAACAAGCUGAAGUCUGUACAGAAGGUCGACAAAAUUACUCCUGAACAUCUUGACAAAUGCCGCGAACUUCUGUCUGAAGCUUUGGGACACAAGCAUGUUCUUGAAGAACUCAACGAUAGAUGUGAAAACCUGAUGGAACAGAGCGCGUGCGCGUGGGUUCGUGACAAGACAGUAAAUCUGCAAACUGAAUACACGACUCUACUUACCAAGAUUCAGGGUCUUGUUUCUAAUGGUGAAAAGAACCUUUCUGAUCACACUGAGUUCAUCAAGGCAAAAGAAGACCUUCAACAAUGGCUCGAGACUGCUCAUGGAACAGUCCAAGACUCUAUUGGAGUCGGUGAUAUUGAAAUCACUAAAGACAAACUUGAGACAGUCAAACUAGUAAACAACAGGAUGACUGAAGGUCACCACUUACUUGUUGUCUUACAAGAAGCCUUUAAGAAGGCGCUCAACAACACUCCACCAGAAGAACAAGAUGGUCUGCGCAACGAUGUCAAAGUCCUGCAGGAAAGCUGGGAUCAGUUAAAGAUUGACCUGAACUCCAUCACAGCACAACUGAAGGCUGCGAUCGGUAAAUGGGAGGACUUCGAAGAAUCUAAGAAGAAAAUGGACCAAUGGAUCAAGGACACAGAACAGAACUUGGACAAAGUACCUCCCACUGGUGGUGAGUUAGGUGAGAUGAAGACUCUUUUGGAGAAAUACAAGCAUAUCGAGGAUGAAAUUGACAACAAGAAACCAGAAUUAGACAGACUGAAGAGUGAAGCUGCCGAGCUCAGCUCAUGGGCUAAGAAACCAGCUGUCAAAGAGACCGUUACAGGAAUCGAGAAAAAAUGCAAAGCUUUACGAGCUAAAUGCGCCGCUAAGCGUGCAGAGCUAGAAUCCGAGAUCAAGGACUACAACAACUACCACCAAUCUCUACAAGACACAGAGAAAUGGCUUCUUCAAAUCUCAUUCCAACUCAUGGCACACAACUCUUUGUACAUCGCUAACAGAGAGCAAACUGAGGAGCAGCUAGCCCAGCAUGCGGUCCUUCUCGAUGACAUUCAGAAAUACCGCUCAACGUUGGACGAUCUGGAAGCUAAAGGUCAAGCUCAGAUCGAACGCUACGAAGCAACAACACCAAACAUCCGUGAAACUGUCGGCAAACAACUAAAGAAUGUCAAUGACAGUCAUAAGAGCCUGUUGGCUACUGCUCUUCAGAUCGAGCGUCGUCUGCGAGAGGGGCUUGCGAAGUUCAAGGAGUACGAAGACACUUUGGAGAGCAUCCUCAAUAACUUGGAUGAGAUGGAGCCUGCUAUCACUGAACUCGACGUACCAGUUGAUGGACUGUCUCAUGGUCGUGACCUACUGGACAAGGCUAGGGGUCUCCACAACCGCCUGCAGACGGAGAAGUCCCGUCUCUCAGCGGCAGUAGCAGCAUGCUCAGCUGCCGCCGCGUCGGUCUCCCGUCCAUCCUCGCCGGCGGACUCCGCGCCGCUGCCCGUCCCGCCGCGCGAGCUGCACGUACGAGCUCGUCUCGAAGACCUCAUCGACCAGAAACAUGUGAGCGAUGUAGGGAGCGCGCCGCGCAUAGACCUUAUACUAAAGAAUCUCGAGGGACCCGAGUUUGGGCAAAAGCUUUCGACUUUCGAAACCAAGGUACAAAGUCACUUGGAGACAUUAGGAGACGCCGUCCAUGGCAUGGAGGAAGCUAUGAAGCAAGUCUUAGAGAUCCAGGAAUGGAUAGCGGUCCACACUGCGCUGGCGCGUGACUGGCUCGCCAACCCAUCUAAGUUGAGGCCGGAGGCUGCCAAACAAGACAUGGCCGCGAUGAGCGAUGCUCUGGUCUCACUCAGUGAGAAGAGGAACAGGCUCCUCACUGAAAUACCAACCGAAGGACUUGAAGAUGAAAUUAACCUUGAAGAAGAACUAGACAACCUGGAACAGGCUAUACUGAAGGCUAUGGAAAGAGAAAAGGGCAACCAGGCCAUCAUCGAUGCUUUCCGUCACAAAUGCCAAGAAAUCCACGACUUCUUCGACGCAGUUCUUAAGAAGAUGUGCCUCGCUGACAAGGGUUCCGGUCUGCCUUGCCCACAGAAGCUCAGUGCUCUGAAGGAACUGUCCUCUGAAUUCGGACAGGCUGGCAAAGACAAGGUCGACAGCAUCAAGUCUGUUGGAUCCCAAGUGAUCAACAUCGUCAGCAAUCUGGAGUCUCAGCAGGUGGAGGAGCAAAUGAAGUCAGUGGAGCGAAGAUACAACGACAUAGCUAAGCGCAUUCAACGCAAACUGCAAAUGCUUGAGAUCACCUACAAAGCCAUUGACGGUACCAAGAGCGAAGUUGCCGCACAAAACGAAUGGAUGCAGAAGGAAAUCGACAACAUCCUUCACCCUGAACCUCUCGGAUACGAAAGCAAAUCCGUUAAAGAGAGACAGAAGAAGGUUGCCAAUCUUCUCAAAGAGACAGAUGGUAAGAAAACUGUUAUCGACUCUUUGGAAAAGAAGGUCAGCAACAUUCAAGCAGAAUUGGAACCAUCUGAACAAAUGCAAUUAGAGUCUGAACUAUCUGAACUUUCAUCUAAGCAGAAGCAACUUGCUUCUCUAAUCAAACAAGAGAUUGAGAGACUCGGUGUAUGUGCUGAAGAUAGAAAGAAACUUGAAAAUGACAUUGAAAAGGCCAAGAACUGGCUCAAAGCAAAACUCGCCGAAAUCAAGAAGCUUGGUGGCCCAGUACCACUUGAGGCAGCUAAAGUUGAAAAAGAAAUUGCCAUUCAUAAGAAACACCAGAGCGAGUUGUCUGAGUUCCACAAUGAUACUCUAACUGAAGUCAUGCGUCAAGGCAACGCUGUCUCUAAAGACUGUUCUCCCGACGAAAGGGCUAAGCUACAGGCAAUCCUAGAAGACCUGAAUAAAUCUUAUACUUCAGCAAAGGUUGACAUUGAUGACAAACUUGCGGCUCUUAACAAACUAUUACAAGGCCGUAACGACUUCGAAUCUGAAGUUGCUAAGUGUCAAAGCUGGUUGAAUGAAGCUGAAGUAGCUGCUACACCUGAACUCCGCACUACCAGUCUUCAACUGCUGGAAGAGCAACUUGCCAAGUUCGAGAAACUUAGUAAAGAAGCCGACGAUGUUGAAAAGAACAUCGGCAAAAUUAAAGAUAAAUCAAAGGAUAUCAUGGACUCACUUUCAGAUUCCAAUAAACUGCAGCUUAAAGAACAAGUCAAUGUGCUGUCUGACAGGUUUGCUAGAAUUAAAGCCAUUAUUAACGACAAGAAGGGCAUUUUACUCAAACACAUCAAGGAGUACAAGGAUGCGGCCGCCAAAAUUGCUGCUGCUCUUGAAUUCCUGAACGAAAUCCAAAACAAAUUGAAGGCUCUGAACAAACCUAUUGGAAGCAAGGUAGAAGACGUUCAGCCUAUCAUCCAAGCCUACGAAUCUAUCUUAGCGGACCUUAAAAAGAACAAGGCAAUGUUGAACGAACUUCAAGGUGGAAACUUACACGAUCUUCAGGACAUUUUGACGCAACAAGAUGACCUAAUGAGCACUAUUGAAGACCAAAUAUCUAAACUGAAACAGCUGUUACUUUUGCGAGAACAAUUCUUCGCUCUUGUCAAAGAAAUUGAAGAAUUCAUUGCCAAAUACACUGAACUUACGUCUGAAAUUGAAAAGUCAAACGACUCUUUGGAAGAUAAGAUUAAGCGUUAUGAUGACAUCAUCGUUAAGAUUCAAGGUUGCGAGGCUUUACUUGCAACAGCUACAGACAAAGGUCAACAAAUCGCCGCUGAAGGUACUGUUAUGGACAGAAAUAAUAUUACUGAACUUCUUCAAUCUUUGAAGCAACAACUUCUUACAUUGAGAAGGACAGUUGAAGCCAAGCGUCAAGAACACGAGAGAGCAGCCGCAGAACACAAGAAACUUGGUUCAGAUCUUUCUGAUAUCCUCCAAUGGCUCCAUGACAACGAAGCCGCUGUACACUCGCGACCACUCCUGAACAGGGAUGUUGCUAGUGUAGACAAGAAACUUACAGAACACGCUGCCUUAGUGAAGAACAUCCAGCCUUAUUUGGACAAACUUGCCAAGAUAACCGAUAUCAUCAAGAACGAUGACGGUGUUCCAAGUACUUUACUAGAAAUGGUAUCUGAAGGUAACUCACUUAAAACAUCUCUACCAGCUGAGUUGGCCAACAGAGAGAAAUACUUGCAAGACAACAAGAAAUACAGACAACAAUACCUGCAGCUGGUUGAGAAACUGAAUAUUUGGAUCAACGAAGCGACGAUACGCCUGGAUAUGGGUAAAAACGGAACAGACUUCGAGAACAUCGAAUCUGAUCUUGAAGAGCACAAAUCGUUCUUUAACUCAUCUGAGCCUUCAAUGAAGGAUCUUGUUGGAAAGCGUAUGCAGGAAAUCGUCGACAAAAUUUGGCCAUCUCUGGCUGCUUCUGAGCAAGACGAACUAUCGAAGGACCAUCAGAAACACAACCAACUGCUGAAGAACACUCUCAAUUCUGCCAAGUCCCGCCAAGCUCAACUGGAGCAAGACCUCGAGAUUUGGAAGGACUUCUGCCAGCUUGUUGACAAGAUCAAGGCGAUCUUGGACAAGAACAACAUUCAGGACGAGCCAGUGACGUCAGUCGACGCGCUCAGACUGCACUUGGAGAAGUUGAACCACGCGAAGAACGAUCUUGAGAACCAGCAGCCGCUCUUGGACGUGGUCCGGGAGCGGGCGCGCGAGCUCUGCUCCGGCGCUGAUGCUGCGAGCGGGGAGAGGGUCGAGCAGAGGACCAGGGAGCUCGCCGAUAGGUGGAAUGUUUCCUGCGAAGGUUUGGCGAAACGCUCAGCCACAGCCGACCAGCAGCUACACCGCUGGAACCAACUCCUGGACGUGCAGAGGAGCCUGACGGCAGCCAUCACCGCCGCGUCAGACCGGCUGCGGCAGCUGGACGCCAACCCCAGCACCAGGCGACGAGCUAUCGACACCAGACAUGCUCUGCAGGAGCUGCAGACCGAGGUGUCCAGUCUAGAAGAUACCAGAGACGAACUGCUAGAACAUGCUGACUUCGUUGUCAACCUUCUGAAGCCGCACUCGAAAGACGCCGCCCAUGAGACCGAGAAGAACGUCAAGGAGCUGGUAGAAGCUUAUGAGAAAUUGCGACAGACUCUUGCGGCGCGGAUCGCGGAGAUUGACGACAUUGUGUCCGAAUUCGAUCGCGUGUCGGAGAGAAUCGACGAGCUCCGACAGCAGAUAGAAGUGUUGACGGCAAAAGUUAGGACUUUCUACGUUUUCGGCGAGGACGAAGCAGACAGCGUGCGUGCGCUCACUAAAGAAGUUUCUGACUUAGUGGAACGCACGAAGAACUUCACGGAGGAGAGCAGGAAGCGAUACGGAGGCUCGGCCCCGGCGGACGUCGCCCAGGAGCUGUCCUCCUUAGAAUUAUCCUCUGAGGCGUUAGCAGCAGCCAUGGAAGAGAAGGAGAGGGAAUGGAAGCGUGCGCGCACUGCUCGCUCUGAAUAUGCGACCGAUGUUGAAGACGUGCAAGCGUGGGUGCGUGCCGCGGAACUCACAGCCAGAGACCGCACGCUCGCCCCGGAGGCCUACAGGGAGCGCCUAGUCGCGACCCGGUCUGAAGUACCUAACGUCGCCGACCGAGUAGAGAGGCUGACCCGCAACGCUAAAGCGAUUGUCGAGGGCAGCCGCGACGCCGGCGAGAGGCAACUGGUGCAGUCCACGGUGACAGCGCUGUCUGAACAGUUCUCAGCAGUCUGCAGCGAGCUGGAAGCGCGACAGGCAGCCGUAGAGGACGCCUGCGAUGCUGUCGCACGAUUCCUUACACUGUUAGAGAAAGUCUUACUUUGGGUUGAGACACAACGUGCAUUCCUUGCGCGGCCACUCCCAUUGGCCGACUUGCAGGAGGCGCAACAGAAACAGACUGAAUAUGGGAAUGCGCUCAAGAGCUGUAAGCAGCAAGCCAAGAAUUUGGCCGAUAUGGCUAAAGAGAUAGAGGCUAUUGAAAGGGUGACGAGUCCUGGAGACUUGCCCUCGAGGCUAGAAGCAGCAGAGAACGCAACCGUAGAUGUUGAAAAGAGAUUAGCGAAGACAAACGGUCUAUUACAAGAAUUAGCUGAAGAAUGGGAGCGAUGCGAAAGAAAAUUAAAGGACGUAGGGCACUGGCUCGAGGCGACCUCAAGGACGCUGGAAGCUCCCCAAAACGCAAAGAAACCGCUUAGAGAUCGUCUCGCCUUGCGGGAGAAAUUAAUUAACGAUAUCUCCACGCAAAAGACGAAAAUCUCAUACGCAGUGGAAAAACUCAACGUACACUUCGGGCCGGACGGCGUGGCGGCUCAGUCCGUGGGCCCGGCCGGCGUGGAGGCGGCGGCGCGCUCGCUGGGCGCGGCGCUGGAUGCGCUGGCGCAGCAGACCAGCGCGCAGGCCGCGCAGCUGGAGCGCGCGCUGGCGCAGGUGGACGCGUACUGCGCGGACGUGGGCCGCCUGCGCGCGCAGCUGCUGCAGGCCGAGCAGCAGCUGCGCCACGCCGCGCAGCCCAACUACAGCCCGCGCGAGCCCGAGCGGGCGCAGCGCCAGCAACAGGAGGUCUCCCGGCGAAUCGAAGAGCUGACCGGAGCGAUCUACGCGCUGGACCCGUACUUCGUGAUGCCAGCUACCGACGAGCACGCGGCCACUCUGAGCAUGCUCGUGUCUUGCGCCUCGCACGCGCGCAGCAGCCGGCGCGCGCGCUCGGGCGAGCGGCGCGGGCGAGCGCUGGCCCCGCCCGCGCCGCCGCCGCGGACGCGCUCGCCCUGCUGGGCGCCCGGAGGCUUCACCUACGCCGAGAUAGUCAAGGGCUCCGGCUCGCGCUCCAGCUCGCGCGGCUCCCGAGGCGAGCCCGCCCCGUACGAGCCGACCGAGCCGCUCGAGCUGCUUGAGCCGCACGAUGUUAACGAAAUCUCGAAAACGGAUAAUACUGUGGAAGUUGUCGUGGAACCGUGUGUGGUCAGUGAGCGAAUCGAUGAUGAGGCAGUAUCGCGCAGUGACAACCGUGUUUGCGAGUCCAUAAGUGUCAGUGAGACUUACGGCGGUGACGUGAAUGUUUACUAUGAGGACUUAGCCCCUCGUUCGGAACCAGAAUUGGUUACUGAAUAUUGUACUGAACCACCAGUAGAAUAUCGGGAAGUGCCCAUUGAUGUGCCGACACAUGUGUAUCGGGAUUCACCGGAAUCAAUUUUAAAGACACCUGAAGUACCCAUUAAGGAGCUACAGGCCGUAGAUUCCGAAAAAUCAUCUAGUCCCGAUCUAAAGCAACGUGCACAUGAGUUAUCAUAUGCAGAAAUUUUGGCACUCGGUCUGCGUAAGCAGCCACGUACUCAAAGCGUAACAUCCUUACCGAAACCACAAGUGGCACAGAUUGAGCUGGUUAAGGAGAUCGUAGUAGAAUGCGUUGAAAAAUCUCCACCGAUUCUACAAUAUGAAUCGAAAGUCGAGAAGAUUGAGCCGCCUAGGUUCAAACCUGAAAAAUCUGAUAAAUUAGAUAGGCCCGAGCGUUUAGAACGUCCGCCCGCUAGAAGUAGGUCUAGAGAAAUGCCGAGACAGAGGCGUGCCCCUGAGAAAAGACCAACAAAGGCACAUGACAUUCAGGCAAUGAAAAAGAAAAAGACCAUGAAAAAAGUUAUUGAAGUUCAAGACUUUGAUGAUCUUGAACCCCCAGUUGAGGUUGAAUUAAAGCCUAUAAAGGACUUAUCAGUUCAAACAGCUGAUAAACCGAUUGAGAAAACGGUAUGCAAAGAAGUGACUAAAAAGUUACAACAUAGUGCAACAGUUGUAGAAACUGUCACUGAGCUUGUCGCGGAAGACUCACAGCCUGACUCUGUCGAAGAGGCUGAACAGACAAAACCGAAGAAAAAACAUAAAUCUAAAAAACCAAAGUCAUCUGAAGAUGAAAUACAAAAAGCCCUUAAAGAAAUAGAGGAAUUGGAAAAAAGUAAGAAGAAGAAGACAAAAGAAUCUCGUGAUAAAAGUAAGGAGGCUGUUUCUGAGCCUAAAGUUCAGGACAUUAUAAAAGAACCUGAAGUUGUUGAACCUAAAGUAACACAAAUUACAGAAAUUGAAAAACAACCUAAAAACAAGAAAAAGAAAGGACCCAAAACAAAUGACGAUGACGUGUCUAAUAAAAUGAUUGAUGUAAAUACCGACAUCUUAACUGUGGAAACCAGUAAGGUUGUCGAAAUAUCAACAAAAGAACCUAAAUCAAAGAAAAAGAAGAACCACAAGCAGUUUUCUAUUGAUAGGUCCGAGAAAUCAGAAAGUACUCCUUCCGAUAGUGUUACUAACGUAAGUAAAGGUAAUAUUUCCGAAGAAAAGAUCUCUCACCUUCCGGAAGGCGAUCAGGAAAUUAAAAACGUUUCAUUAAAAAUUCAAAAGGAAUCGGAAAUCAUCAACGAAAGUUCUUCAAAACCAAAAACUGUAGAAACAAUGGCAGAUGACUCAGAUUGUAAACAGCCUAUUGAGGCUAAAUUAGUAAUUAAAGAUACUACUACCACUUCAUUGACUACGGUGUUUACCUCAGAGGUAACACAUAAACCAGAAAUAAGUAUUCAGAAAUCGGAAACUGAUUCAAUGACAACUAAUGUUGAUUCAAAAGAUGCAGAAAUGACUGAUGAAGUUACUGUUACUACAACAGAACUUUCCGAAAAUGCAAGUGAGGACACACAAAUUUGCAAUUUAUCAGAAUCAAAACAAAGCAAGGAAGACAUUAAAACAUUUAAAAUACAGCAGCAUGUUGACGAUGUAACUAAAGAAACAGAACAACAACAGAAAGAACAAAUAGAUACUGAUGAAACAAUUAAAAAGUCAACGAAAACUAAAAAGAAAUCAUCAAAAAAUAAGUCUAAACCGAUUGCAGAGACUACAGUAGAAUUUUUAGUCAAAGAGUCUGCUCAGGAGCCAGUAAUUGAAAAACUUACUGACAAAACCGAGGCUGAAGAAGUUGUAUCUAAACUUCUACUCCAAGACACUCAGAUCCAAGCAGUUGCUGAAGAAACCAAACCUAUUCAAGAUACAGAACCGGUUGCACCAGAAUCGUCACAACAAGAACUAGAACCACCACUUGAAAUACAGCCAGAACCAUUAAAAUCAGAGGAAAUAGUUACCGAAUUCAUAGAAUCUCAAUCUGUACAGUUAUUGCAAGAACUGUAUUCUAAUGAGGUGCCUUUAGAACCACCACAGUCAGAUAUAAAACCUGAAAAAGUAAAUACCAAGCUAACUUCUGUAAAAAUGCCCUCUAAAGCUGACGUGGAAGAUAAAUUUGAUGAAAAUAGUUCAAAAAAUAAAAAGAAGAAAAAGCAAAAGAAACAAGAAAAAUUACCCGAAGCCGCCAUCGUAGAAGCUUCAGAAAUAAUUGAAAUUAUUGAAGAAGAUGUAAAAACGAUUGAUCCAGUAGUUAAAGAAUUACCUAAUGUAGUGGAACAAGUCGAAGAACAAAAACCUCUUAAGAAAAAGAAAUCCAAGAAAGGAAAAAUUACUAAUGUAAAAGAAGAAACAAUCGAAAAAUCAAGCGAUGAACAAAAAGAAUCUAAAGAUACUAUUUCUGUUGUGACAGAAUUUAUUUCUCAAGAAGUAAAAGAAAUAAAAAAUCAGGAAGAUUCCAGGAAAUCUAAAAAGAAAGCGAAAUCCAAAAUAAAUGUAAAUGAAGUUGUCAUUGAAAUACCUGUUGAAUCGGGUGCCACUUGUAUAGAUGAACCACCUCCAGAAGAAUUAAAGACAGAAGAGGUCGCCUUCGAAGAAGUGAAAUCACAUAAGAAGAAAAAGUCUAAGAAGCAGAAAAUUGAUGACGAUGACAUAGAUAAAGCUCUUAAGGAGAUUGAACGUUCUGGAGGUUCUAAAAAGAAACCUAAGGAAAAAAUACCUAAGCCAAAAUCGAAAACAGAGAAACCAAUUCCAAUGGAGGCAGAAACUAUUAUACGACAGGAGGAAACUUAUUUGGAGCGCACUUCAAGGGAAGAGGACGAUAGCUUAGUUGAAGAGUUGGAAUUUAUACAACCAGUUGAACAUAUCGAUUGGAAUGCUAUGCUAGAAGAAGAAGAAGGCGUUUCCGAAACUACGUAUGAACCAAGUAGGCAUCCUGAAACUGAGGUAACUCUACCUGAAACGGGAUUCAUUGCUAACCAAGUAACUAUAUUACAAGAAACGACAAAUUUGCUCGAGAAAGAACGUACAAAUGUUACUGACUUUAAAGAAACUUCACUUGAAGCGCACUCUAUAUCUGAGGCUUCUGACAUCGUUUCCGAAACGAAAGUAUCAGAAAUUGUCACCACCGCAGAACAAAGUGACAAACAAUCGACAACUGUUACUACUCCUGGAAAUGAGCAAAAUAAUAAUGACAAGUUCUUUUCUCCUGAUACUAAGGAAGGAUCAUACAACAUCGUUGAAGAAAUAACUUGCUAUGAACCAAUUACUCAAGAUGUUAAAACACGUACUAUUUACUUAAUAACUCAUGAAGAAAAGAAAUUACCACCCAUCAGGACUGUCAAAGUAUUUAGUAGUAAGAGCAACUCUCUAGAAGAGCCUCUUUCCGUUGAAGAUGAUGUAGAUGUAAGCGAUCAAACAAUUAGUAACAAAAUCACUGAUGUCAAGUCUUCCAUUAAUGUUAGUGAAAACGUUUUAGAUAAUAAAGUUAUUACAGAAACCUUUAUUAAAGAAGAGAAAAUAUUAGACUCUGUGAGAACUGUUGUCGAAGCAGAAACUGAGAAACUUCAAGAUAUGAAAUCAGAAAGUGAACAGGUUGAUAGUUCUAAUACUGUUAUUGUUGAGAACAUAUCUUUAGUAGCAGAAAAUCAGUCAACAGAAUCGAAUACAAACCUCAUCACUGAGAUACUGCGCGAAAGAGAAUCACAAGAAUGUAAAAGCUCGCCUCUUGCAGACGAUAGUCACUCCAAAACUACUGAACCUUCCAUACAAGCAACAGAACAACCGCAAAAACCUUUAACUGAAGAUGACUUUUCCGACAUCCUUGAAGAAGCAAUCUUUGGAUCAGUACAAGAUCGCAACAGAGUACAAUCUCAAAAGAAAUCUAAAGACAAAUACCCCAAUAUUCCUUAUCAAGAGUUGAUAAAUGAUGUCAAGCCCUAUUCAAGGGAUUUAGACACAUACCAGUUAGAUUAUGAAUACACUCAAUUAAUCAAAAGCCAACGGGAAUCUCAAACAGUGCAAUCUCAGGAUUCAGAAAACGAAUUGGAGUUUACUGAACCUGUACCAACAACUGUAGUUAAGGAUCAGGAUAACAUACCACAAUCAGAAAUAGUAUCCAAGUCUGAGUCUGAAAUAAUAUCACCUGUGAAAGAAGAGGUUCCCAAAGUUUCCUAUCAAGAAGUUAAGGACGCAGAAGUGGUAUUAGCGGGGAUAAUAUCUCAAAAAGACACAGAGGUGGCACAUAUUUCCGACUCAUCAAUCGAACCUCAAGUAUCCAAAUCAGUCGAUGAUGUUGAUGCUUGUAUACUAAAAACUGGAACAGAUGUUGGAACAAUUGAACAAUUAAAACCUGGAGAAAAACUUGAAGAGAUAUUGCAAACCCAAGAUAUAUCAGUGAAUGAAAUUCCAACUAAAACCACAGGUCAAAUCUCUUCUGUUAAUGAAGAAGCACCAAGAAUUAGCUACCAUGAGAUAAGGGAUGCUGAAAUAAUUUUAGCAUCUCAGGUAUCUAAUAAAAUGGUCCUGAUAACAUCUGAUAAAAAUAUAGAAUUAGUUUCUGAUUUGCGUGUCUCAGAAACUGUCAACAAACCUGGCGAUUUAAGUAUGGAAUCUCAUUUACUAGUUGAGACUGUAGAUCCCAAACAAAUUGAGAGAGAAAAUGUACGUUCGACAAGUUACCAUGAAAUUAAGGACGCUGAAGUAAUCCUUGCAACUCAAUCUAAAGCCGAAACAAGUACUUCUGAACUAACUAAAAAACAUGAAAAUGUUGAAAAAUGUGUGGAGGAAUCUUCAGAAGAGAAUAAAACUACUGAAGACAGAACUCUUGAAACUUUUAUAACAAAUACUUCAAAAACCGUAUCAGUUAAAGAGCAAACACUUGGUUUAAUUAACACCGAAAGUUCAGUGCCUGAACUUGUCAAUGUGACUUUACCUCUCACAAAUUCUGACAAGGAGCCUGUUGAAACCACUUCUGACGUAUCAGGAGUGCCUGAAAAAUCAACAAAUGAUAUCAAUUUACAGUUUUUACGAGAAGAUACACCACGUUAUAGCUACCAUGAAAUUAAUGACGCUGAAAAGUACUUUGGUUUAACAACCACUGAGGCCGCUAGAAACCAUACAUUAUCAACAGAAUCGGUUGAAAUUACUCAAGUUAUCCAAAAUGGCAAAGUAUUUGCAGAGGAAUUAACAGAGGCGAUAGUUGAAAUUUCAUCAACUUCAAAUAAUCUUGACGAGUCAAAUGUUCAAAGCCUUAUAGUCCAGGAUAGUUCAGAUAUUUCUGUUACUGAUCUCACGAAGACUGCAGAAACAGCAUCAAGUUCACCUUUUGAUGACGAAAAGCAAAAAACUAGCAGUGUUGAUGAUGUUGACAAGAAAACUAAACCAGAAAUAUUUGAAGUCCCACGAACAAGUUACCAAGAGAUUUCUGACGCAGAAUGUCUGUUGGCCACCAUUCAAAGUAAAUCUCGAGAAGCAAGCCAGGAAAAAACCGUACCCGAACAGGUUUUGAUAUCAGAACAGGAAACCUUAAAAUCUGAUAAAAAAUCUACCAUAAUUAAACUUGAAACGUCUACUUGCGAAGCUCCGAGAUAUAGUUAUCAUGAAAUAAACGACGCUGAAAACUUGCUGGCGUCUAAACUUGUCAGUAGCAAUUUCGCUGAUGAAGAAGGUAUGAGCCCCGGAAAACAUUCUCCUGUAGAUGAGAAGGAUUCAGCGGAAGAAAGAAAAGAAACUCCACAAGUUAUCGAAAGUAUCUAUGAACCGUUACGUCAUAGCUACCAAGAAAUAAAAGAAGCUGAACUUAUUUUAGCGACAUCAAAAGUCAGGGAUGCUUCUUUGGAACCUCAAAUACAAGAAGAAAAGAUUUCAGCUAUACAAUCUGAGUCAUCAGCUGAAAAACAAGGUCUUUCCAAUCAGUCGGUGUCUCAAAUAGGGAAAAUUUCUUCCCCGAUUCAAAAAGCCCCAUUCGAUAAAAUUGCGCUUUCUUUUGAAGUUGAUGAUCUAAGCAAUACACCUAUAACAGUUGUAUACGGUAGUGAAGCGGACGGAACACCUACUGUAGAAGUUAAAACCAUUUCGUUUGAUCAUGAGGUUAAAGACUUCGUAAAAGUUGAGGCAGCUGAUAGUCCUGAGAAAAAAGAUCUAGUUAAUGUUAUUGAUUCUAAGAAAGAACUUCAAGAAGAUGCCGUGCUAACUGAAGAUGAAACAUUUGAAAUCAUUGAUCACAGUGAUGUUACUGGUGCAAUCGUUGAUGAAAUUAAGGAACCCGCUAACCAAGAAAUACAUGAAAUCGAGACUAAAAUUACUGAGGAUUCGACCAAAUCGGAGUUACCUCGUUCAAUAACUCCAAAAACUAAUGAUGACCAAAAAAUUGUUCAAGACCUUAUCGAAGAAGCGCUUAAGGAGCCUGAACCAGCUGCUACCAGAUCUAAACCAGCUUAUGAAACUUUCGUAAUUGAUGACCUUAAUGAAAGCCUUGUGCCUGUGGUAUUCGGUGAUAUGAAAGAUAUUGAAAAAGCUAUAAAAUACAAAAAGCAAGAGCUUUUGUUGCAAACUAUCGAACCCGAACACGUCGAACUGCAAAGACCUGAUAGUGCUAUUACUGCUGACAAUGUAAUUUUGAUUGAAAACGCUUCUUCUCCAAUUGAAAUGGUUGAAUCCACUGAAGAAUUUACUAUUCCACAACCCAGCGAAUACGUAGAAUUAGACGAACCCACGGAUGUUAGCGUCGAUACUAAGCCUGAAACUAUCUCGGCGGAAUUAUUACCAACUGAUGAGUUACAAUCGGUAUCAAAAUCGACUGAUUCGGUUACAUUGAAACAACCUGAUAUAAAUACGCAAACUCCUACGGACUCUAGUACGGACACUAUAAUUACAUCUGUCGUUAGGGAAACGGAACUAACUAAUACUGAAAGUAUAAGCCGUGUAGAGAAGUCUCCUAUACAUAGCUUGCAUGACCUCCUUCCCGAAAUUGACUCCAUCCCUGAAUUUAAACCCUCUUAUUCGAACACUGUAUUGUAUUCAAAAUUAUCGGCUGAUGCACCUGAGUUUACACCGUCUUACAUGUAUCAGACUACUACUACUGUGUCUGAAAGUAGAACUGAGGUAGAAGAUGCACCUGCACCUAUUACUGUGGAAGAGGAAACUAUUGAUAUUUCAACGGAGAGUUCAACAACACCUCAAUCUUAUUCAUCAGUACUACAGACUAAGAAGGAACAGUCUGAAAUCCCACAAAGUAGUAGUGAUCUUGUUGAAAAGACAGUUACAGAGAUUGCAACAACAUCAGAUGUGCAUGACGAUCAACUUGAGAAAAAAUCUAAGAAAACUAAAAAGAAAAAGAAGAAGGAUAGAGAGGACAAAAAAGACGUUCCUGUUGUCAAAAAAACGGAAAAUAUUCAAACUUUACCUUUACACACAACAAAUACUUCUGAAGUAGAACCAGCAAACGUUUGGAUAAAAGCUUCUGAGGAAGGCAAAACAUACGCUGAUGUGCUAGCUGAAGGAUUGGCACAGGAACAAAAAGAGUAUUUACAGCUUGUCUCAGAAAAGCCAAUUGAAAAAGAUUUUGUUGCAAAAGAGGAAAAGAACAUUGUGGUCGAUAACGUUGUUUCUCCAUCAGCUGGGUCAAAUGAGGAAAAAUACCGUGAAAGUGUGGAAACUGUUACUGAGAGUGAUAAUAGUAUUGGAUCUUGGGCAAAAAUUGUUGGUAAAAGAUCAUCGCCCGAGAACGUACCAAAAAUGGUAGCCACACAAAAAGAUCCAACACCCGUUUCUACUAAAGUAUAUCCUCCAGUUAUAUUUGUUGACGAAUCCAGUAACGACCAACAAACUACAGAAACAGAAAUUGAUGCUGAAGGUUUUAUUACUGUUGACAGAAGUAGACGUUCUAGAUCUAAGUCAAGAGACAAACGCUCGCAAUCAAAUAUAUCACAGACAAGAGAAACUCGUGAAAAGUCAGAGAAUAGAUUUGAAGCAUUGACAACGUCUCUAAAGCCAGACGACAUAGAAUCUACUCAAAGUCCUUCAGAUGAUGAAAAACCAGUCAAAAAACCAAGCCGUAAAAGCCGCUCCUCUAAAUCGAGAGAAAAAGACAUUAAACCCAAACCUACUGAAGUUGCACCUAGUACAUCUGAUGAAGAUAAGCUACCCGCAAAGAGGAAUAAAAAGAAAAGAUCAUCUAAAUCAAAGGAUACAAUUACGAAAGAGUUGGAUGAGAAGAUUGAACCAUCGGUCGUAAAUAUCCAAGAACCACCACAGGUGCCACAGGUUGAAGAACCGACAGAAAAACCUAUUUCAGAAACAGAACCUAUUACUGAUCAGAAAAAGAAGAGUAAAAAGAAGAAAAAAGAUAAAAAACCAGUAGAAGUUAUUGAGGAUACUAAUAUUCCAAUUCCUCCUACAUCUGAAGAAGAACCAGCAGUAAAGAUUACAAAACAUCAGCAUAAGAAACUUGAUACUCCAAUUUCAACACCUGAAUCUAUUCAAACACCAAUAAAAGACAGGGUAUUCUCUGAGGCUCAGUUCUGGAAAGAUGAUCCAAAUCGUCUGGAUUUAUCUGAAAUAAUAUCUGUCGAAAUACAACAUACUCCUACAGAAUCAUACAAAAUAGAGAUGAAAGAUGGAAACAUUCCAACCAAAGAUUCUUAUCUGCAGCCAGAGGAAGAAACUACAAGUGUCCAGUUGAUUCAGUCAGCUACUCAGUUUAUCACUAAAGAAAUAUCUGCUAUUGAAACUCAGAGACAGGAGCUUGUUGACAAAAUUGCUGAAGAUCAAUCAUUGGAAAGCAAAAUGGCUGAUCUUCAGAGGGAGAUUGAGGAAAUGUUGUCACCUGAGAAUGAUUCAUCUGUAAUGAGUGAUGAUUCUCCAAAGGAACUGACUGACACCCAGACGUCUAUGGAGUAUCAAUAUGAUGAAUUGAUGGAAAAUUUAACUCCUUCUCUUGCUACUCCUGAGCCCGACAACGUGGAUCUAAAAUCAGUUGAAACGCAACUUCCUGAAGAGCUUGAUGAUAAACAUAUUAGUAUGAGUAUGAUUGACUCUUUACUGGAGGAUACCGAACCUAUUUCUAUUACAGAAACUCACUCGUUGGAGCAUACAGAUGAUAUUCAAGUCACUCAGGAAGAUAUGACCCCUAGAAUUACAGAAAAAGUAUUUAUUGAAUCAGAAAUAAUUAGUGACGUUCAGAAGAAGGAUUUAGGUUAUUCAAUUCAAGAACCUGACCAACAUUCUACUAUUGCUAUUGAAAGCCAGACCUUGCCCCCUGAAAUCGAACGUUCAAACGUAGAAACAAAAGUACUUUUUGAAACACAGAGUGAUAAAUUAGAACAAAAAGACAAGGAUAAAAUGAUCUCCGAUGUUACCGCAUUUAUUGAAUCUGAAAAAUCUGUUAAAGACUCAGCAGUAACUGAAACUGAGAGUAAACUUCACGAUAUUGGCUUUGUUGCCCCUGAAGAAACAAUAACUAAAGAAACAGAAAGAGUACAAAAAGAAUCAGUUCUACCGUCUUCUAAAGAAGACAACGUAGUAGUAAUAGAGAAAGACACAGAUAACACACAAACUGACUCACGCAAAGACACAGUUAAAACCGAUGUUUUAUCUAAAGUUCCACUUUCUAACAUUGAUGUCGAUACUAACAACCUUUGCAAUCUAAAAUCGGAUUCUUUCUGGACGGACAAACACAGAAUUCAUGACGCGGAAAUACUUUUAAUUGAACGUAAAUCAGCUGAACGAACAAUUAAACCCGUAGACAUCGAUCAAUCUUCUGUAAAGGAAGAAGGCAUUAGUGUUGAGCAAAACAUUAUUAAAGAUAAAUCUUUCUGGCCAGAAAAACACUUGUAUCACGACGCUGAAUGCCAAUACUUCCUUUUAAUGGCUAGGAAACCAAAAACACCUUCAAUCGAUACAAAAGAAAUUGAAAUCAAUGAUGAAAAUGAUAAAGACAGGGACCAGGGCGGAAGUUCUGGUCACUCUUCGGAAGGUGAAGAGCCAAAAGAUUCAUCCGGCUCAUCUUAUGACCCUGACUAUAUAUCCAUGGACCUUCCUGGUGGCAUAUGUAGUUGGAAAGACAAAUCAUCGUACUUGAGCGUCGAAACACCCGUUGUUGACAACGCCUCGGACGAGCUUGUCUCUAGGGAGGAUAUACUAACCACCCAACCUAUAGCACCAGCCCCAUCCUCAUCCAAACAGGAGCCGGAGGAGACGCCCCCGAGGACAACAAAGGACGAAUUAUCUAACGAUAUAGAAAGUCUGCUUGAAGAGAUAAGGGAUGUGCAGACUCGGCUCUCCGACCUGCCUGACGAGAGUCUCGAAGCCAUGGAGGAGGGUCUCAGGGAGGGCAUUGAAGUUCUAGUCAAGUGCGACGAGGCGGCAGACCUGCUGGAGACGAAGGUCAUGGAGUACCGGCAGGAGCAGGAGGUGCAGGCGCUGGUGAAGGAGCUGGUCGUCAUGAAGGCCAGGAUCGUGAAGCUGCUGGUGCAAGCGCGGGAAGGACUGAACAUCAUCCAGGUAAGAAAGGAAGCCAAAGUGCAAUUAGCUAAACAAGCUAAAGAGAUUGAAGAGCAAAAAGAGAAAAUUUCCAAACUGGAUAAAUGGCUCGAGGCUAUCAAUAAUGGUCUAAAGGAGUCCACAAUACAGUCUGAAGCUAUCGUGGAGGAGAAUAUUGUUAGAUACAUUGAAAUCUACGAACGGUACAUAAGAGAGUAUGAGGAAUAUGAGAUUAUAUUAAAGUCUAUAACUGUGAUAAGUGAGGAUGAAUCUAGUCAGUCAUUGAGAGUGAAAUUGAAUGCAAUGCAGAAGGCGUUGGAAGAAACAAGACAUCUAGUCAUUAUAGAAAUAGAGAGGUUAAGACAAGUGCUGCUCCAUAUUAGGUCGGCACAUGAAAUCGCAGAGGAUGAUAUCUCACAGACGGAUAGGACGAUCGACUCAACGUCAAUGCCUGAGGAAGUGGUUUCACCAAGGGAAGUCGAAAUUAUUAAGGAAGUUAAAGAACCAUCUGUCGAAGUUAGCAUUAAGGAAACAACGGUAAAAGAAAGUAUAGAAAAGGCAGAACCUGUGCAAGUCCAAAUUGUAAAAGAAACUGUGGCUAUUGAAACACAAACAGGUAAAAGCUUAAUGUCAGAACCUCCGUCAGUGUCUGAUAAAUCUGUGAUAUGCCAACCAGAUGUCAUAGCCACUCAUGAUGUAUCUAUAACAUGUGCUCCUCCAAUGGAAGUAGAAGUACAGACUAGUGAACCAUACUCUGAACCAAAAGAAAUCCUUGAAAAUAUUCAAGUCCGACAAACUAUCUCUGAAGGUGGUCAUGAAACAAUUGAAAUUGCUAGCAGACCAGUUGUGAGGGACUAUAAAGUUGAUGAAAAGUCUCUUCUUGUCGAUGCUAACUACAGAGAUGAUCAGUUUAGGAAAGAUUCACAAUUAAACAUAACACACAGCAUGCCUCAAUCAUUUGAGACAGUUAUGGUAGAACCGGACGAGACAACCACGGAAGUUGUUGUUGAUGCUGACGGCACAAGGAGGAUUAUCGUCAAGAAGGUCCGAAAAACAUUGGUAACCAGACAACAGGUUCUUCAAAGUCAACAACAUGAAUCUCAUAUUCUAUCAGGAGACAUUCCUCUUGACCAUGCUUUCUCUCAAAUAGCUAUUAGAGAUGAAAAAGGCGGAACCUCAACCACUUUAGAAGAAGGUGGCAUCCAGCAUAUUCGGUAUCAAACAUGUGAAGGUCAGAUAAUAUCAAGCUUGCCAGGUGGCGAUGUUUCUAUACAAGAGUUUACAUCUAAGCCUGAUAUGGUAAUCACCAUGCAAAAGGAUAUGAAACCAGAAGAGAUCCUUCUUCUUGCUGAAGGCCAAGAAUUGCCACAAGUUCAGACCUCUACGUCCAGUGUAACAGCUGUGGUUCAGCAAGUUACAAAGAGAAUAGUUAAAACGCGCAGACGUAUUAUUCGCCGUGUUGUUAUCAUUGAUGGCAAGGAACAUGUGACUGAAGAAAUUGUAGAAGAACCUGACGAUGUUCAAGUGGUAGAAGAACAAAUCCCAAGAAUAUCCAUUAACGUGGGAGAGAGAGGUGAUGUUCCACCAACAGUUGAAGAAGAUGAUGACCAUGGUAAACAUGAUCGCCCUGCUUUACCUCCUGGAGGUGGUAGUGAUUCAUCGAAAGAUCAAAAACCUGGAGAUGAUAAACCAGAAGAUGACAAACCAACAGACGAAACUCCUGAUGAAAAACCUAAGAGUGGUGACGAACAAACUAAAGAUCAAAAUGAACCUACUCAGUCUCCAGUGGAGCUUACACAAGCUCAACAACUAGAGAAAAUGAUGCAAGAGUUCAUUCAGAAAGAGAGUGACGUUUACAAAAAAUCUCAAACAAUUACACGCACAUCUCAAGAACGCGAGACUUCUCCUCAUAAAACUGUAACAGUGUCAGAAACCUAUGAAGUCGUACCCGGUGAUGUGGAAAUCCAAGAACCAGAUGAAACUACAUACAUUGUUCAAGAACCACAUGAAGGGCUGACGACGUUUGUAACUGAGGGAACGCAACACCAAACAUUUGAAUCUUCUUCAACAAAUAUUGCUACGGUAGUACAGAAGGUAACUAGAAAGAUUACAAGAACAAGAAGACGCAUCAUUAAACAUAUACAAAUUAUUGAUGGAAAGGAACACGUCACUGAAGAAGUUAUUGAAGAACCUGACGACGUAGAAGUAAUUGAGGAAGAACCUCACGUAUCGCACAGUAUACAAACAGAGGGCGUAAAGACAAAACGAAUUAGAAUUAUCAAACAGGUGCAGAUCAUUGACGGUAAAGAACAUGUUGUCGAACAAAUUGUCGAAGAGCCAGACGAUGAGUACCUUCCUGAUUCCACCAUGACCGCUGAGAUUGAUUUGAAACUAAGCAAACCAGAUGUAAUGGAAAUCAUUCAAGAGGACGUAAAGGAUGAUCUACCCAUAAUCACCAAAUCAACAACAGUCACAGUGAUUCCAGCUGAAAAAGACACUAUUUCUUUAUCACUGCCACAAAAGCCAGAAAUCACACAAACUAUUAAAGUAACCUCAGCAAGGGUUCCUGACACUUUACCGGGUGAUCAAAAAGUAUCGACAAUAAUCGUCAAAGAAACCAAAGUGACCCCUGAGCCUACAAUAACAUCUACAAUUUCUGAGGAACCAGAUGUUUUCAAAACUACUGAAGUGACUGAUUUUACAACGGCAACAUCUAUCUCACAAAAAGAAACGAGCGUUAAGGAUGUCACAAAAAGCCUGAUUGGUAGUGAAAUACAUUACUCAUCAAAAUCGAGACCAAGUGAAACAUCUGAGGGAACGCCAACUGAGGUUCCUCAAAAAGAAACUGAGACAGUUGUUAGCUCACCAGAACAAAUACCUACUCCAGUACUUAAAAUAGCUGACGUACCCAAAGAUAAAAAGAAUCAACCUGAAGAAGAAAGCAAACAAGCUGAUGCAGCGAUGCAAAUGAUUCAGGAAACUAUUCAAACUACGGAACCUCAUAUAAGUGUUUCUGCCGUCACUACCAAAACAACGAAAACCAGCACUAUCACUCAAGGUCACGACAAACUCAUCAUCACCGAAACAGAAUCCUUACUGACUGAAACUCCUCAUACAAAUGGAUUUAAAGAUACUUCUGUUAUUGACAUCACAAAAAGUUUGAUUGGAAGUGAAAUCGAUCAUUCAUUUAUUUCUAAAAUACCAGCAUCGCCAACGAAAACGCAACAGAAACCAAAAGAAAUAAAAUCGGAAACUCCAGUCUCACUCACAUCCGAGCCAGUGAAAUCUGUAGAACGACCUACAAAGGACGAUUCUUUAAAAGCUGAUCUCCAGAUGAAACCUAUCGUUUUAAAGAGCGAAGACCCUAAGGUCAAAGAGGCUAUAAUUGCUCCAUUUGAACAAAUAACGGAAACAGUUGAAACACCUAAAGAUGCAACUAAAGACCCGAUUUCAGAAAAGGAAAACCUUGCUACCCGUGUCUCACCCGCAAAGGUAGAUGAAGUUAAAUUUACUGCUUCAGACGAAGCUGGUCAUGCAACAGAUAGUAAGGAGGUGGUAGAAAUUAAAACAGCUACAAUCGUUAAAGAAACAGUAGAAUUAGAACCUCAAACUACCCUAAUAACUGAAGAAAUGCCGGAGCCUAAACCAGAAGUCGCUCAAGCUUUGGAAGUUACAAGCGUUACUCCGGCUAGCCCAACAACUGUAGCUCCCACAGGUUCUGAUCUAUUAGAUCUUACCAAAAGUUUCAUUGGUACCGAGAUUGAUCACACCGUUGUCUCUAAAAUACCAAUUGUGCCCAUUAAGAAACAAGAACUUGUUGGAUCCCCAGAAAAGACGCCUGAUGUUACCGAAAAGCCAGAUCAUAUUGAAAUUACACAGACUAAAACUCGUGAACCGGAAACUCUUUCUGAAACAAAGAGUACUGAAUUAAACAAAGUUAUUCCCUCUGAACUUCCAAAAACGAAGCAAGCUAAAGAAUUGACUGUCUCAGAUAAACCAGAACCAGUUUUUGGUGAUGACACUCCUCAAUCUAUUCAUAAAGAAGUUACUACGGUAACAACACAUAUUGACAGCGAUAUUAUGCAAAAGCCCGAUGAGAAGUCGACAGUUUAUAUUUCUAUAAAGGAACAAAAAAUAACGGGUGUAAAAGGUGAUGAACAUGACAUCGCUGAACCUGAAACAUCUGAAAAACUGGCAAUUGAAGAGGUUAAAGACGCAGAACAGCCAGCAGCCCCUAUUUCAGAAGACAAACCUAUUAGCGGUGAGGACCACUUUUUAUAUAGCACAAGUGUGAAACAACCACAAAUAGGUGUUAUUGAACUUACGAAGGAGUUAAUCAUUAAAGAAGGCUCUGAAAAAUAUGAACAACUACCGACAUCUGAAUCUGAAACUUUUGCGACUGAAGCCAAAAAGAUUACAAGUGAAGUAACUACUGAAAAGGCACCAAUACAAUCGACGGUCGAAGUAGAACCACUAAAAAUCGGAACAGUUAUUUCGGAAUCUGACAUAACAAAAACACCUGAGUCACCUGAAAUGUCCUACAUAAGACAGUUCGAACCCCAAGUUCAAGGGUCUUCAGACAGCGUCAAUAAACUUCUAAUGGCAUUUGAUAAACCUGAAAAACAAGAUGUUCCCUCACAAACGACAGACUUUGUUGGGCCCAUGGAACCUACUUCUAAGAAAUCAGAUAGUAAGUAUGAUGUGUCUAUGUUAUUACAAUCAGAAAGAAUUGAUACUGAUCUGCGAAGUUACAAACCUGAGACGCAAACUUCUCAGUCUGACAAACUUGAGCAAUCGGUUGAUAUUUCCUUGUCAUUGACAAAAACUAGGGAGCCUAAAAAGGUGGAGCCUAAAGUACAAUUUGACUUAAAGGUUGAACAUUUUGAGGCAGAACCUAUAGUUGUCAAGAAAGACAUAGAAGUUGUUUUGCCGAGUGAAGUCAAUAUAACUAAAGAAAUCAGUAAAGCUCCGAUUGUGGAAGCGGUUCUAGAGGAGACAAAACCAGAAAUAACACCACCUGAAUCAGUUAAAGAAAAGAAAAGCAAGAAGAAGAAGAAGCAUAAGGGCAGUUCUUCGGCCAGUGAGUCUAUCGAAACUGAUAAAAGUAUUGCUGACACUGAUAGCUCUUCACUUAGUCACUACGUGGAGCUCCCAACUUCACCUAAACACGAGUCGCCUAAACCGACAGAAGAGAUACUAGAACCAACAGUUUCGCAAGAAAGUCCCGCGGAACCUAUCCUCGAAGAAAAGAAAGAAAUAAAGUCUCCAGAACCAAUGGUUUCUGAAACUGUAUCCGAGGAGCCUGUCAUAGAAGUUGUGAAAUCUGCUACACCUGAAAAAGUUGAAACGCCGCAACAAGAGGCUAUUUCAGAGCCAGAAGUACAAGUUAUGCAAGCCAUAGAACCAGAAAUUGAAGAUUCCUACGUUGAGUCCGAAUCUCUCACUCUCUCAGAGGAACAAGGGUACGAGGCUGAAGAUUUAUCUUUAGGACCUGUGCCAUCACCAGGUAAGAAAAAACAAAAGAAACGCCGACCUCACGCCGUCAGCGAGGAGACGACGUAUCCCAAGAUGGCUACUACUGAAACUGAAGAUACAACAGUGACAACACCAAUAGAAAUGCUGGAAACUACUAAUAAAGGAAAAUCCAAAAAGCGAAAGAAGAAGGUUCUAGUCGAAACGGCCCAGUCGCCGUCAGAACCUGAGGUUGAACCAAAAGCCAUUGAGGAACCUGAAGUCAAACCUGAAAGCCCAAAAAUUGGAACUGAAGUGGUGGCUUCUUCACCGAGAGAAGAAUCGUAUCAUACUAUUAGUGAGACUUCUAAUAUCACUACGGUCAAAAUUGUAGAAGAGUGUGUACAAAGUAGUCCAGAGACUGCAAAACAUGAAGUGGGAACUAUACUUACAUUCCCAGUACCAGUUGUUGAGGAAAUCGCUACACAAGAAUAUUCGAUUCAGACAUCGCCAGAGGAAACAGAACCAAUUGAAGAAAUAUCAAGACCUGAGACAUCUGACAUUGAAUUACAAACUACACCCACAUCUGUAAGUGAAGUAAUUACGCAAACAACACCAGUCGAAGACAAAGAAGCUCACACGCAAACUAUUGAAGAAGUUACAACUGUUGUGGAGAAAAUCAUGUCAGACACGGAGAUACAAACAAGCAGAUCAGAGACUCCUGAGAAAAUCGUUCAACUUGAAGCUACAACUCAGGUCAUACCACAUGACAUAAGUACUCCUGAAGAGAAGUUCUCUCAGACUUCACCAGUCGUUGAAGAACCGGUUGUUAUUGAACAAAAAUCAAUAACACCUGAAGUUGUAACAGAAUCUAGAGAAAUGCAGACCUCUCCGUUACCUGAAGUACAAAAAGAUGAAAAGAGUACUGAAAUUCUUGUGGAAACAACUGAAACCGAUAUUCAAACUGUUAACCAAGAGAUUUCGGAGCAAGGGACGUCAACUACCCCUGUGAAAGAAAAAGAAAUGGCGGAGAUCAGCAUGCAAACACCUGAAGUACCCCUGGUGAGUACUUUUACUCAGUCAGACACACCAGAACCCGAGCCAGUCAAAGAGGUAGAACCCGAGGAUCCCAGUCUUCCCUCACUACCAUUACUUGAAAUCAAGAAAGAAGUUAUUACGGUUGACAGUACUCAGCAAACAACUCCAAGGGAAGAAGUUCAAGUACCUGCAUUGGAACUUAAAGAAACCGUAACAGUUGAUAGUUCUCAGCAAACUACACCACGGGAACCUGAACCAGAGCCGGUAGCAGAGGAAGUGAAAGCACCAUCACCAAUUGUGAAACAAGCGCCACCAUCGCCGCCGGAGCCUGAACCAGAGGUUAAAGUUGAACAAGUCGUCGAACCUAUUAAACAGGAGAUCAUCACGGUAGACAGUUCACAACAGACUUCUCCAAGAGAACCCAUUGUGGAAUCCGCUCCUGUACCUGUGCCAGAACCUGUAGCUGUACCGAUACUCGAUGUAGUCAGAAAAGAACUCGUUACAAUUGACAGUACUCAACAAACAUCCCCGAGAGAUUAUUCCGAAGAAUCCAUUUCGACAUCAACCGAUGAACCGUACGAAGUGCAUCUUAGAGCUCAAAUUUCUAUCCCACAAGCUACUACAGACUUCAUUGAGAGUGAACGUUCAUUCGAAGAACCUCCUCAAUCCAUUUUAGGUGAUAAAUAUAAACAAAAGAAACGAAAAUCGAAAAAGAAAACAGAAUCGCCUCUUUUGCAAUCUCCUGAGAGUUUAUCAGAUCCUAUUAACACCGAACUUUCUCAAUCAGUUACGCCGUCUAGUGAAGACUUCUCUUUAAAAGAUGCUUCUUCAAUAGAUGAGGGUAUUUCCCAGUUGGCUAGCCCAAUGAUGUCUAAGCAAACUCAUCACAAACUAACUUAUUCUGACGUAGUACAACGAUCCAAAUCUAAAUCGCCAUCGCCUAGUAAGAGCAUCAUACCACAAAAAUCAGAAAAGGCUAGACUACUAGAUGCCCUUGAAAAACGAACACAAUCAGUAUCAGAGCCACAAAAGAAUAUUCCUGAUGACUCAAUGACAGUUGCUCUAUUGGAGCCAUCAGUUGAAAAUUCCUAUAAUCUUGUCGUCAACAAAGAAUUGGAUGAAGUUAAGAAUGCCAUCGAAACAAACGACCCAACUAGAACAGAAAGGAGUGUGAUCAUUGUCAUAGAAACUAUUUCUGUUUGGUUAGAGGAAAUACAAUACAAGAUUCAAAGACAAACAGUAAGUGGCGUCAGUACGACAGAAGACACAGAGCGUCUAAACUCACUUAAAAACCAUGUGCAGAAUCUUAAACACAUCAUUGAAGUAACUGAAGUGAACGAAGAAAUAAUUACUUUGAUCGAAACAUUAACGCGUCAAGUGAAUGCAGUUAAUACUUUGAGUAGUCAAAGCUCGGUCAAAGUAGAAGAAGUCGAGAAAGAAUGGAUCAAGUUCUUAGAAGACACUGAAAUAUUAAGUGAUUCUGUUGAAACUGUCAAGAACACAUUAGAUGAUAUAAUUCUAUCAGAAAUGCCAACCCAACAGAAGUUAGAAAAGCUGGAUAAAAUUGAAACCACCAACUUGGAGAACGUCGAAAGUAUCAGAAAAAUGUUUAAGAGGUGUCGCAGUCUCAUCGAAGCCAAUCCUAAGCGAGAGUGUCCAACAAAACUUUACAACGCUGAUGACGACACGAAACAAGUAGACAACGCGAUAACAACAGAAAGAGAUAGACUUCUUCAACUGGCUUCAUUAGCUGAAGAAUAUGAACAAACACUACAAGACUUUGGUCAAAUAACUGAUGUAGCUGAAGCUCUGCUUGAUGGAAAGAUAAUUGUAUCAGACUUAGAUCAUCUACAUGAAGAAAUACAAAAACACAGAACAUUCUUCGUCAACCUUAGCCACUGCCGAGCCAUUCUAGAAUCAUUAGAAGAUAACCUAGAUAGUGAAACAAGGGCUAAGUAUUCAUCCCUCCAUAAUUCACUACAUGACAGAGCUACAGUUAUAAUUGACAGGGCAGCGAGCCGAGCACAACAAAUGACCUUAGCCGCCUCGAGAUGGACACUUCUUCAGCAUGGCAUGAAAGAGGAGUUGCAGUGGCUUGUAGUAGCUCAACAAAGAGUACCAGACCUGAGCAAUGUCACUUCACGAGAUCAUGAACAAUACAUUAAUUUAUAUCAGUCUAUCAGCUUAGAUGUAUCUCACCACUACGCUAAAAUGCUACGUCUAUUGUCUAUUACUGAGAGCUUACAAAACUUAAUCGUGUGCUCUGGUUUGGAGACGGAAUGUUCAGUAGCACUGGACACACUGUUGAAAUUGCAAGAAGACGUCGAUUCUAGGCUCACAAGACUGACUGCAUUCAAAGAAAACUGGGUUACUUACGACCUCCUUAUUGACAAAAUUGAAGGAUGGAUGAAGAUUGCUAACAGGGAGCUUGAAUUCAUUACUCCAGAAAACAUUACAACUACUGGCAAUCUCAGAAGAUUCUGGGAACUGAAGGCACAGCAUGAAGUGCAUAACAACUUGAAAACGGAUUCAGGAGUACAAUUUGAGAAAGCUCUAGAGAUCCUUCCAGUAUCUGAUGAAAUGGUGCAGCGACAGUUCUUCUCAAAGAUCGAAGACAAAUGGAGUGAUUUAGCCUCUAAGAUUGACAAUAUUCAUUCAACAGCCAUACAGAAUAUUUCUGAUCGCGACGUAUCGUCAGGAGAAAAGCUUAACAUUCUGGAAGAAGAACUAAGAGAACUUCGCGCCUCUUUGGAAAGUCUCAAAGGUGUCAUUAAGAGCGAUGACGAACUCAAUUUAUACAUUGAGCGACUUCAAGUGAUGACUGGUCGUAUCGAUAGGAUUCAGAACGAAUUAGGAAGAUUGAGUCUGUUGCCAACUGCCGAAUCCGAGCGCCUCGGUGCUUUAUUGAAUCAAUCUGGCAUACUCGAUGACCAGAUAUCCGAAGAGCUUGAACGUAGCAUGCUCUUGAAGGAGAAGAUAGUACAGGUGCAGGCUGGUAUCUUGAGAUGCCAGAAGAGUCAACGAAGAGCUCGCUUAACUUUAGAAGAAUGUGAAGCUGCUGAACGGCUGGGCAGCGACGUCGUGGAGCGAGCUUCGGAGAACUGCGACAAACUGAUUGAGGAACUGGCGCUGCAGUGGCGAGAUAUCCUCGCUCUGCGGCAAGACCUGCACACACUACCUAUUAGUCUGCGUGUUGUCGUGUCGCCUACUGGUGUGGAGAGAGACAUUUCAGCUUUACAGGAGACUCACGCGGAACUAGAAGCUGCAUGCAGUGAUCUCAGCAGUCGUCUUCGGGCUAAACUUCAGCUAUGGAGGCGGUUCGAGCGUCAGCUGGAACUGGUGCAAGGGGCAGUGCGCGAGGCCGACUACCUGGUAGAAUUGCUCACGGUCCAGGGACAAGUGGACUAUGAUAGGCUGUUGAAGGCUACUGAGAAACUUGAGACCUUGAGCGAAUCGCUCUCGCGUCGCAGCGGGGAGCUGGUGGGCGAGCUGUCAGCCGCGGCCGCUCCGCUGGAAGCCUCCACCGAGCCAUCCGUGGCAGCCAGCCUCCGGCGGGAGCUUGACGACGCCGCUGCUGCCUACGAACACACUUGCACCAAUCUCAAUCAGCUGUGCGAGAAGUACGCCGCAGCGGUAGAGCUUUGGAAGCGUUACCGCGAGGCGGCGGCGGCAGUGCGCGCCUUCGCCGACUUCCAGGAGGCGCACCUCCACGCGCUGCGGCCUGGGGACGCGCCGCAGACUGCACAGGCAUGUUUGGAACAAGAAGCUCGAGUAGCAGAGCUCCGGUCUCUAGCGGCUCGCGUGGCGGCGGAGACCGGCUCCAGAGCCCUGCAGGCUGACGCCGACGCGCUGGCCCGCCGGCUGCAGCUGGUGGCUGGCGCUGUGCAGGCGCUCGCAGACCUCGGCGAAGCUCGCCAGCUAGCGAGGGCGAAGGCCCAGCAUGCCAAAGAAACUCUCUGCGAUAUGAGACAGGAUCUAACUCCUGUGCAAGAAGACGGUGAAAUCGUCGAAGACAAACUAAUUGCACUGCGCGACAAUUUAAUAGCUCUCGGUAAGAGUGAAGCGGACAUCGCACCUGCGAAGGCUGAACUGCCCGAUAUAGACCGAGACGUUUCCGACGAGCACUCGAUAGUGAGGAUCUUAGAACUAUGGCAGGCCAUGUUCCGAGACACCUUCCUGCACUACCACCGGCUGUCCACCGCGCUGGUCAGGUCGGGCGACGCAGCCACCGCGCUCAGACUGUGGCACGAAUACUUAAUAGAUCUGCAAUCAUUCCUGUCCGGCUCCGUCCCGGCAGACUACGAGAACCUCACAGAACACCGUCGCCUCUGCAGAGUGCACAGAAACCUUCUCACAUCACAGCGAUCUGUACUCAUAAAUGAAAACAGAGAAACAAAGAAUAGGGACUUAGCUGAGAAGUUUGACACGCUGACUAACUUGCACAAUGAAACAUUAGCAAGAAUCGUUGAAAGACACGAUGAAGUAUGCACAAGGAUAGCAGCGUGGGAUGACUACAGAGAAGUGUACACGGAGCUGCUGAGGUGGCUCAAGGAAAUGGAAAGAGAAAAAGAGAAGCUUCAACUUAGAUAUGUACACAUCAAGAGGGUUCACAAAAUACUGGCUAAGAUUCAGAAUCUCUCGGACAAAGUUCCUGAAGGCAGGAAACAAUCGGAAAAAUUGGUAGGAGACCUAAAGAAAGUGUUACAAUUCACUGAAGAAGCGUAUGCUGCAUCUGUAAGGAUGGAGUACGCGGGCAUGGUGAAGAGAGUGGAUAACCUACAAGCCAGCCUCGACACCUGGAGAGACUUCUUAAAUAGGAUACUCGGCCUCAUUAAUGAAUACGAAAAUCUUUCAAAUAAUGAACUUAACAAGCUUUACACCAAAACUCAAAACGAUAUUAUUUCAUACUCUGAUGAAGAAAAAUUAUCAAGGCCUCAACUCAAGAAAGCAAUCGAAAAAUACUCAGAUUUGCGAACAAAGGUCGUUAAGACUGAAACUCAAAUAGAAGCUCUAAGUGUCAUUCAAGAACAACUAAAGGAAUGUUUGAGUCCUCAAGACAUAAGGUUAGUGAAUCAAAGGGUAUGGCAGCUGCGUCAACAGCGUGCCGACCUGGAGCAUCAGCUGUCUAUCAUCAUCCACCGACUACAAGAAAGACUGGAAGUAUACACGAUAUUCGACUCACGACUCUCUCGGUUCACUGAAUGGAUCACCGCCCUCGAAACACGACUGGAAGCCACAAGCCAAAGCACAGAAAUCGGAGCAAUUGAUCCUCAAGACCUGAUCAGAAGGAUAAACUCCGAAGUACAAGCGGAAACGGCGAUGAAGGAACGUGAAUUCGAAUGGCUCACCGAAACUGGUACAACUCUAGUAGAACUUGCGAAGAAAGAUGAGAAGUCUUACAGUAAGAGUACAUCUAAACAACUUAAAGACGUGCAAGAACGUUGGCACAAAAUGCAAGAGACUGGGAGAUCUAGGAUAGCAAAGAUUAACGAACUUCUGGAAACAAUAUCACAACUAGAAGAACGGCUCACCGAAAUAAGGUUAAAACUACAUUCCAUUGAAUCUAACUUAUCAGCACCAGUUGUACUAGAACAUCUAACGACCAAGGCUGUCGAUGAGAAAUUCAGAGACUGCGAUGACAUUCACAAGAGUAUAGAGCACCAGAGCGGAGAUGUAGGGGAGACUCUAAACCUCUGUGAACUUGUGUUUAGUGAUCCCGAUGUUGUCAAAGGUAACUUCGAUCUCAGAAACUUGCACACAGGCGUAGACAUCGUUGAAAAGAAAUGGAAGAACAUUUGCGAUAUGUCUGAAUUACGUAAGAACGCUCUUAAAGAAAUCCGUAAAUCAGCUGAACUGGCCAACUCAUUACUACCGAAGGUUGAAAAGAAACUUGUCUCUAUUGAAAGAAGAGUGGAAAAAAUUGAAACAAGAAAGCAUCGCGGAGAACCAGAAGAUGAAAGUGUAUCUAAAGCUGUAAUAAAAGAUUUGGAAAGCCUUGAAGAGGAUAUCAAGAGGUUAGAAGAUGCGUACAGUAGGAUUGCUUCUGCCCGAGGGGUGGAGCUACGAGGGUCGGGUGCAGAUGACGCAGCGCGACUGCGUGCUGCGGUGCGGCGCUGGCAGCAACUGCGUGGCCGCGUGGAUGCAGCCGGGGCCGACGCUCACAGGCAGUUCGUAGCUGCGCAUGGCAAGGCUGUGGUCGCGUUAGCGGAGGCCGAUGUCAGGCUGACGCGAGCUCUACACCUAGCACCUGCACCGCUCGACAAAGAGAACACUUUGAAAGAACUUGACGGUGUCGAACAAGAGCUCUUUGAAUGCCAGGGUCUAGUGGACGAUGCGGACCGCCUCGCGGCUGCUGUGUCCACGGUGUCUGGUGUCAACGACAUGGUGGCGGAGUACCGCGCGCUCUUCGCCGACGUCCGAACAAGACUAGACCUCGCCCGCGCUGAGGUCGUUGGAGAUGUUGAUUCUGCUGUACAGGUUGACACUCUAAGGUGGGAAACGGAUGCUGCCCUUCAAGUAGACACCCUGACCUCUAAGGAAACCUACAGGGCUGAGCUCUCCACUGCCGUUAAAGAGACCACGGAGGCCCUAGAGGCUCUCCGGGCAGCUCUUAACUCCCAACCCAACGAGAAAGCGAGCAGCGACGAACUAGCCACUGCCGCCAAAGAAAUAGCCAAAGCUGGUGCCAAACCUGGACAGACACUGGAGCUCGCCAAGCAUUUAUCUGAGCUUCUCCUCACCGAAUGUGACGCAACGGAAGACGAGGCGAUGCUGAAGGAAGUAGAAUCUCUAUCCCUAACAUACGAAGACCUGCUCAACCAGGCCAAGAAACGGGAACUCCAAAUCAACAACUUGAGGUUGCCCCACUCAGCGUCGUACGCGCUCACGUGCGAACACGAGUCUGGUCGGCUGACGUGUCCGCUGUGCUCUGAGCGCAACUGGAAGCAGCUGGACAACGACCUGUGGCGGCUCGAGCAGUGGCUGCAGUUCGCUGAGGCCACGGACGAGGCCCGCACCGGCCCGCCCGAGCAGUACGACGCGCUGGAGGACGUUAUACAGGACCAUCGAGAAUUCCUUUUGGACUUGGACUCGCACAAAUCGAUCGUGGUGUCCCUGAACGUGGUGGGCACGCACGUGGCGGCGCACGCGCGCUCGGCCGCCGCCGCCGAGCGGGUGCGCGCGCGCCUCGCCGCCGCCAACGCGCGCUGGGACACCGCCUGCCGCGCCGCGCACGCCUGGCAGGCCGCGCUGCAGCGCGCGCUGCUGCACAACCAGCAGUUCCACGACAUCGUGGUGGAGCUGGUGGCGCAGCUGGCGGCCGCCGAGCGCGCCGUGCGCCAGCGCGAGCCGCUGCGCCUGGCGCGGGAGGCGGGCGCCCUGCAGCGCGACUUCCGGCGCUUCGCCGAGCUGCGCGACGAGCUGCGCCGCGCCGAGCCGCGCGUGCUGGCGCUGCACGAGGCGGCGGCGCUGCUGGCGCCGGGCGCGGGCCCGCACGCGCGCCUGGCCGAGCUGCGCCUGCGCCUGCAGUCGCUGCGCAAGCUGUGCUCCGUGUACGCGCUGAAGCUGGGCGCGGCGCUGGCCCGCCGCCCCGCCGCGCCCGGCAGCGCCGCCGCGCUCGCCGCCGCCGCCGCCACGCUCGCGCCGCAGCUAAUGGAGGAGGACGAGGAAGAGCUCUCCGGCUUGCAACUGCCGCCGCUCGACGAAUCACAGCCGGUACUGGAGGACGAUGAGGCGGAGUCGGGCGCGGGCGAGGGCGCGCUGGUGGGCGUGCGGCGCGGGCUGCGCUUCGUGUGCCGCGUGGCGCGCGCGUCGCUGCCGUUCCAGGCGCUGCUGCUGCUGCUGCUGGGCGCGGCCGCGCUGGCGCCGCACGCGGGCAGCGACUGCAGCGCGCGCCCGCUCGGCCUCGACCCCGUGCUGCGCUACCCCGACGGCCCGCCGCCGCUCUGAGCCCGCCGCCGCUCUGGGCCCGCCACUCACACAUUCCACCCGCGACCCUAUGUAUAUCUAUCGCAUCAGCGCUACGUUACUUAAAUAAUUAGCUAGUAAGGACUGUUUAUAAAACGUCGAAAAUAAAGCCUUUGCAUUGAUUCAA
This is a messenger RNA of Trichoplusia ni (cabbage looper), 49520 nucleotides long. RefSeq names its product nesprin-1-like (gene Msp300). Gene Ontology annotation, biological process: nuclear migration. The record is from RefSeq and is a predicted model, not a curated record. Gene Ontology annotation, molecular function: actin filament binding. The transcript has 50 exons. Bases 290 to 49375 code for a protein of 16361 amino acids. NCBI's taxonomy places the organism in Eukaryota, Metazoa, Arthropoda, Insecta, Lepidoptera, Noctuidae. Gene Ontology annotation, cellular component: meiotic nuclear membrane microtubule tethering complex; cytoplasm; nuclear outer membrane.